Microplitis demolitor is the source of this 77241-nucleotide messenger RNA. It is a transcript of the gene sls, whose product is annotated as titin. The transcript has 99 exons. Gene Ontology annotation, molecular function: protein binding. The record is from RefSeq and is a predicted model, not a curated record. Bases 819 to 76058 code for a protein of 25079 amino acids. Lineage: Eukaryota; Metazoa; Arthropoda; Insecta; Hymenoptera; Braconidae.
GCGCCAAAUGCGGAAGAGAAGGGACAAGAUAUAAGUCUCUACAAACACAGGUAUACACACUCUCCUGAGUUGCUGAAUGCGCGGCAAAGGGGAUUCAACAGUAUGUUCAUAAUCGGUGCCGGUGUACCGUUGCUUUUCAAUGAAGAUUGCUUUUAAGUUUUCCUGCCGUUUCCCUCUUAGUGGUACACGACAGAUCUAAAGAAGCUGGAGAACACAGUGACUCGGUAAGGUGUUAAAAACCUCAUGGUGUUCUCCGGUGUUUUUUAAAAAAAGUUAAUAACUUCUUCUAUAAUAAUUAUCGCCGUUAUUUAUAUUUUAUUAUUUCUUCCAGAGCCGUAAAAAAAUCCAGUGUUAAUUUAUUAUAAUGUUUUAUAUAUCAUGUUAUUUAUAUAUCUUCAAUAUUAAAUGCUUGGGUGGGUAAAUUUGUAACUCGAUAUUCUUCAAUGACGAAAUUUAAUUCCAAGUGCUGUCACAUAUUUGAAACACGAGGUGAUGUGAAAGUGAAGUAAAAUAAGUUUAAGUAUUACUAAAAAUGGUAUAUAAAUAGUGAUAGGGGAUUGAAGUUACGGUGUCAUGUUGUUUUUAAAAAAUAAAAACAACAAAUCAUUAGGCAACUGGGGCAUUAAAUGGAAAAUUACAGUUUACACAGGAGUUAGAACAUGAACAGUUAAUAAUCAACACGUGGUGAGAUGGAGAAGUGAUCUGUGAACCAGUUUUGUUACACGACUCCAGCUUCUCAUCGAUAUUAAAAAUUGUAAAAGUAUUUUUUAAGUGUCACAGUAUUACACCAGUUGAGAUUUUUUUCGACAUUUAAAGAGAUGAGUGAACGCCGUAAUCUGAAGGUCGUUGACGUCCGAGAGACACUUGACUCCAAGUUGGCUUAUCUUCCUGGUGGAAGAGAUCGAGAAGGCAAGCCUAUUCUUGUUGUCGAUGUUCCCAUAUAUUCGUCUGAUGAAUCUGUUGCUGAUAAUAAAUUAGAAAAACUCUUGGCUUAUCUUCUCUCAACAUUCAAUGAUGAGACAAAGAAGAAUGGAAUUUCGUUGAUUAUGGAUGCGAGAAAAGGAUCUUGGAGAGUGGCCAGGUCGUAUAUUCAAAGAUCCAUGAAUGUGGUGGGGAAAUACGCAGCUCGUAUGAUUGUAAUACGACCUGAUAGCUUCUGGGAGAAACGAGUUGAUAACUGCACCAAGUCCUGGAAGGACGGCGAGCCAAUUUACAUUUCUAUCACAAGAUUAUAUUCUUACGUGGAUUCGGCUCAAAUUACAUGUGAUUUAGGAGGAACUAAAAGCUAUGAGCAUUAUGACUGGAUUCAAAUGCGUGUUAGGGUAGAGGAUUAUGAAAAGAGUACUGCGGAUUUAAUGUAUAAACUAGAGGAAUUCAAAGAUAAAUUAAAUAACUUUGGAAAGAUUGAUGAGACUAGUGAAGAAGAAAAGAGCAUUGAAUUUUAUGUAGAAAACAGAGAUGAGUUGGAAGCGAUGUGUCGUUAUAUUCUUCAUGAAGGAAGAAUUUUGGCAAGUGACAUGAGUAGUGAAACAUCUCAGGAUAUUCAGGACACUAUAAAUCGGAUUCACGAUCUUUUAGAUAUGAUCGAGUCUAAACAAAUUGAUGUAGAAACUAGUUGGACUCAGAUGACAAAUAAUUUAACAUUGUUAAGAGAAGUAAAAGACAUUGAGCAAGGUAUUAAUAGAGUUACUAAUUGGAUUCUUGGUCCUGCUGACGCGAUGCUCAAUUUUCAUAGUAAUGUUGGUUUCGAUGUUGCUUCUUCCGAAGUUUUACGACGUGAGCAUGAAGAGUUAGAACGAGAAUGCAGAGUGACUUAUGCUAGAUAUACACAAUUAAUUUUUAGAAUAAACAAAUUACCUGAACAUUGUUUAACUGAAUGCCUUAAAGCGCAAAAAGAUUUCAUGGAUUUUGUGUGCAGAGGCUACGCCGCGAGAUUAGAAAGGCGAAGAAAUAUUUUAAUUACUUGCCAACGAUUUUUUCGUUUAGUUUCUGAGUAUUUUGAUAAGACCAGUGAAGUAUUUGAUAAAAUGAUAAUGGGUAACAGAGCCUGUAAUUCUUUUGAAGCAGAAACAAAAUUAAUUAACUUAGAAGCUAGUCAAGCGAACUUAGAUGGAAUUUUAAAAGAUUUAAUUAAAGAGGGAGAAAAAUUUUCAGAACUGCUAUCGAUGCCAAUUAAAAAUGCAUUAGGCCGCGAUGUUAAAGUCGAAUAUACGGAAGACAUAACAAAUAUUACAGAUAUAUUAGACGCAACAAAUGCCAGAAAAAAUAUUUUUAAUGACUCAGUAGAGCUACAAAAGUUAACAUUGAAACAAACUAUUUCAAUUUGUACAUAUGAAACAGAUGCCGAUCAAUCAAUUAAAUGGCUAAGUGACCUAUUCAAUGUGUUAAUUAAAAAUUACACUGAAGUAGGCUGCAAUGUAACCGAAAUUAAGAAGCAGAAAGACGAUUUACAAAAUUUCGAAGAAAUUUCACAUGGUGCGUUCGAAUACGGCUGCCAAUUAUUAAAUGGAGCAAGAAUACUACGGACCUCUUGUAGAUUGAGUUUAGACACAAAUGCAAGUUUAUUCUCUCAACUAAGAGAAGCUUGGCGACGCAUUAGAUCAGUGAGUCAGGAACAACUCACAAGACUUAGAGUUUGUACGAUUUUCCAUCGAAGUAUUGAUGAGCACUGCCACAGAUUAAAUGAUUUAAUAAAAAUAGCGAACAGUUCUCUGUAUUUAAUAAAUAAAAAUAAGUCUGCAUCUGACGAAUGUCUGAGUGAUAAUUCUUCGACAUCGGAAUGUUUGAAAGAAGUUGUGGAAAAUCGUGAAAAACUAAUGGUCUACAUUGAUAGAACUGUUAAACUAGGAAGAUUACUUAGCACUAGUUUAAAAGAACCUCUCUGCUCUGAAUUAAGGAUGUCCACGUCAAAAGAAAACUUGCCGAUGACAGAGAACAGAAAUUUAUCAGCAGUCGAAGCGAUUUCCGAAAAACUAGCCGAAGUUACCCGACUUGUAGAGAAGUUGGAUGCAAAAUUAGACGAAGCUGGCGUGAGAACUAAAUUUACAAAGGAUGAAAAAGAAAAAAUAGAAAGUAUCGAAUUGUCAUCGAUACGCACUGCGAGUCCGUCUUCACUUGGUACAGUAAUCGAAGUACCUCGAAAAGAAGACAUCAGUAAUUAUGAGGAAGACAGUAAUCAUUUGCUGCAAGAAGAAAAUACUUUGAGAUCAAAUGAAGAUGAUGACGGUCUUUGUGAACAAAAUACUUAUGAGCGUCAUAAAAAUAAUAAUGAGGUUCAACAAGUAUGUAGUUCGGAAACGGAAGAAAUAAAUACCGAAGAUUACACGACUGCAACAGAAUGUUCAUUGACACCAGUUGCGAGAUCUCGUAGUGAAUCCUUCGUUACGAUGUCAGAGUGUGAUGACAUUUCAUCUGACGUAUAUCGAGUGGAGGGAGUAGAAAACCUGGAGUGUAAGGCUGUCGAUGGUUUAGUAACGUCUGAAACGUCUGGGCUUGUUGAUGAACUGAAGAUCAUGAGUAAAACGCCCGAAUUAAUCGUUGAUAUAAAUCAGAAUGUUCCAGACAUUAAGAAGACUAAUGCCACUUCAAUAAUUGAAACUGUUGAGGAAACGUCUGGGAAAGUUGUUAAAGAAGUAACGGAAGUAACAACACUUCGUGUAUCUCACGAUACUAAAUUUGGUGUUGCUUCUUACAAAUUUACUUCUAAUACCCUUACGGAGAAUAAUGAGUACAAAAAUGCCGAAGGUAUUCUUGAUGCAAGUCAUCAAUACAUCAACGGAUUUAAUAAUGGAAUUCAUCAUGAUGACAAAGAUGCCAAUGGAGAGUAUUCACGAGAAGAAAUAUCGAUAUCAGAACCCGAGGUUUCAAAGCUAGAAAAUGGUCACUGCAGACAUUCGAAAAUCGUUAGAGAAUCAAUGAGUGAAUACAAAUUGAAAUUACCACCUGAUGAGUUGAAAAACGUGAGAUUUUUAGACACAAAAGGAAAUAAUGACAGUGGUAUUGAAAUGGCACCAAAACAUAGCGAAAGAUUAGAAACAAGUGAAGAAGAAGAUGAUGAUAAUGAAUUUUUUGAUAAAUUUAAACGGAGUGGAGAAUGGUUGAGAUUAAAAGUGCUGGAAGUUUAUCCGGAAUUAACGAGACUCGGUACAACGGUAGAUGAAGCAAAAAGACUGUCAGCUGCACAUGACGAGGUACUUGUACGUCUUCAAAGUAAGCAAAGUCCAGUUGAAGAAUUACUUAGACAAGCGGAUCAACUAAUCUCGACUCAAAGACCUCGCGCAGAAGUAUAUGCUGCUAUGGCUGAUACUCUGGGUCAAGCAUGGAGAGACGUUAAUUCUCUUCUUGAGCUUCAAAAGCAGAUAUUAGAUCAUAAUGUACUUUUCAAAUGUCGGGCUGAAGAAUUUAAAGUAAAUGCCAAAGCACUUGAAAAAGCUUGUACUGAUACAUUGCUUCCCAUUGAGAUAGAAGUAGUUAAAAAAUUCCUCACAAGAAUUCACGAUUUAAGGAAAGCAAUGCUUAGUUCACUGAUGGGUGCUCUGCAAGAAGGUCGAACUCUGUUAGAUUGUCUCAGGGAAAUAGCCAACGAGGGUACACUAGAUUCACGACCAGAUAGAAUAAAAGCCGACGCUAAUAACGCUGUUCUUCAAGUUGAGAAGUGGUUGGAAGAAUUACAUGACCAAAGAACCCGCAUCGAGCUGUCUUUUACUAAUAGAAAGACUCAAUUAGAGCAGUGUCUAGCCUUAGCACUUCUUGCCACUGAUCUGCGGGACCUGGAAGAAAUAAUAAACGAUCGGAUGGCAGCUCUACGUGCCAGCAGUGAUCAACUGGGCGAUUCUUCAUCAAGUGCUGGACUUUUGUUGUUUGAAUUAAAAAAGUUACAGCUUGACGCUAAAGAACUGCAAGAACGUUCUUUGAAAAUAACUAAAUCAACAGAGAGAUUGGUAUCAGCAAAACACUUCGCAGGUGAACAGGCCACGGCACAGGCUUACGUGAUCCUCGAGACGGCGACGGAAUAUGUUAAUGAGUUAGAUCAGUAUGAAGGUUUACUAAAUCGAGCGAUAGCUUUCUUUGAAUCUGCACGAUCAGCAUUUACAAAAUUAGAUCAGCUAGAGAUUCAAUUAGCAACGACCGAACAUCCUCCACACUCUCCACAACUUGCUCGUUUUCACGCCCAAACCUCAGCAACGCUCACGGAAGUAACUUCUAGUCCGCUUGCAGAGGGUUAUUCUCUGCUGGAUGUUACGGGAAGAGGAGCGCCCGGUGCAGAGGGUGUUAAGCGAACCGUCGAAGAGUUGGAAAACCGGAAGAUACGUCUUCUUGAACGUUGCACCGCGCAUAAGGAAGAAAAUCUCAGGAUCACAAAGGGCCUGGAGAUCUUCUUUGAAAAAUAUGAAGAGUUGCGAUCCUGGCUCAAUGGUAUUGCCGAUGCAUUUUUACGCGGGCAUCAGGAUAUGGGAAGUGAUCUGCCGAUGGCUAAAGACUUUUAUAAAAUGCACUGUCAAUUGCUGGAGGACUUGGGUAAACGGGGAGACGAAAUUGAUGAAGCAUUGUCGGUUUUGUCAGGUACAAUCAUGGAAAUCACUGAUGAAAGACAACGAGUUGCGCAGAAGAAACAUGUUGAAGAUCGUGUUGAUGCCUUGAGAGACUCCUGGUUGGAUUGCAGGCACACUGUCGAAGCGAGACUUCAUCUCAGUGCUCUUUAUGUUGACUUCCAUGAAGCAGCAGCUGCUCUGGGCAAAGAACUUGACGAAGUUGAGAGCGAAUUCAAGAAGAAUUCAGACAAUGCCGAGGAAGGGAAAAUUGAUAGUUUGGAAAAACGGUGGAAUGAAUUGCGACCUCUGUACAUGAGACUGACUAGCUGCGGAUCAGUAUUUUUAACCGAAGCUGAUCGGUGCACUGAUGCGUACUUGGACAUCCUGCGUGCACGACUGUGCGUAGAGACGACCUUGGAACGCUUCGCUAACAGGCAACUAACCGUGACUGAAUCAUGGGAGAACUGGCAGACUUCGGUUAUUACAACAAGGGAGCGAAAAAUUGAACAAGAAAGACGAUUUGAAGAAACCACUAAAACAUUAGCAUGGGCAUCUAAGUUUGGCGAGCAGCUGUAUCCUAUCAUAACGUCCGAGUCUAUUAAACCGUCGGUUAUUCUUCAGGAUCUUGAGAGUACGCAGCUGGGUAUUCUUCCAGAACUUAAGAGGGCUGUUACUGAGUUAGACGCGAGGAUCAAGAGUGUUGAAAGUUUCACGAAUGGAGAUGAUAAUGUAAGCGAACGAAUAAAAGAAAAAUUAUCAAAAGUUUACGAGCAUCUUCGAACGACCGCAACUGAUUAUCAAAAUUUGUUAGAAUCACUGAUCUCCAUUUUCGAUGAUCUUGUCCAGAUUGAAAAUAAAACAGAAGAAGUAAAUGAAAUUCGUCAUGAUUUAGAAAAAUCAACGUCGGGAUUUUUAACAGAAUCAGGUCGAAAUGAUAUUCGAAUAAAAGCAGAAACAAUAAAUAAAAUACGUGACUCGAUAACGGAAGUACUUAAAAAUGUUGAACCAGCGAUUGAUCAAGUGAUAUCGAGAAUUAAAACUCAAGAGCCUGCAGAAGCUGCCGUGCAAGAAACAGAAAAAUUAAACAGAGUUUUUAAUUUAAUUUCUGCGAGCUGGGAAACCAUUUGUACGGAUACUAAAUUAAAAUUCGACAAACGUAUGCUUUUUUGUAAUUUUGCUGAUGACUUGGAUCGUAUUGACGCUGAUCUUAUGCAUUUAAGUGAACAAUUAGCUGGUAGUGCUGAGUCAGGACAUCGUUUUACUGGUGACUCCUUGCCAGCGGCUGAGGCUGCUUCUCUGGCUUUUUCACAGUUUGAAAAAACUGUCACGAUUUUAGAGGAGAGAAUAAAAGCAUUUAUAAAAUCAACCGAAAAUAAUGUUGAAUUAACAACACCAGAAUCAGCGCCGGUGAUUAAUCGUGAGCUUUUUAAACUUCAAGAGCGAUGGGAUCAAUUAAAACGAUUGUCCGAAGGCACAAGAGAACGAAUUAAUUCAAGUAUUGAGUACUUCAGGCUUCUUGAGGAGGCUAAAAAUUGGUAUCGAGACGGAAAUAAGCUGAUGAUUGUAAUAGCAAGAAAAUCAUCAUCAGCAAAGACCCCAGAAGAGGUACUGGAAUGCCUGACAGCGAUUGAUGGAUACUUGAAACCCGGCGAAGAACUUCAGGAGAAACGUAUUGAGAAAAUUCGUGAUUUAUCAACAAGAAUCUUUUGUACUGAUCGGCUACCGCAGUUCAACGAAGUUGUUGUAGAAAAUCGCGAGACCCUAGACUCGUUUGCAGUGAUAACAUCUGAAUUACGUACAUUAGCACAAAACUUGAAAAACUCAGCGGAUAUUUUCGAAGAGAAACGACGUGAAAAAAAACACGAAGAGGAGGAAUUGAGGAAAUUAAAUAUUGCUAGGGCAGAAGCACAGGCUGCUUACGAAGCAGAAAUCCAACGAAAAAAACUUGAAACCAUUAUGGAGGAUAAAAAGAAACAAGAACAUGCGUUAAAAAGUUCUGUAUCUGCACAAACCGAGGAAGAGCUAAAGGUAGUCGAAGAAACGGUAACCUCAGCAGUUACUACUAAAGAAAUAAUUAUUCUGCAAAAGACAGAAGUAGAGGAAGAUUUACCGGUUCUCAUGCCGUCGAUUCCAUCAGUUUACAAUCAAGUGAAAGAAUCCACUACAGAUAUUAAAAAAAAUCAAGUUGAAGAACUUGUUUUACCUGAUCCGCCUAGAUUUAUUGUGCCGCUGAAUGACUCGACCAUUGAGGAAGGCAACCGAUUUAUCUUUGAAUGCAAAUUGGAGCACGGAAAACCAAAGCCCGAAAUUAUCUGGUACAAAGACGGUAUCUCGAUCCUCAAUAAUCCGGAUUACUUGACGAGUUAUAAUGAAGAAACUGGUCAGUGUGUUUUAAAUAUCGAGGAAACGUUCGCCGAGGAUUCAGCGAGAUUUAUUUGCAAAGCUUUUAAUACCGCCGGAGUCGCUGAAACUGGAGCUACACUCACGAUAAAAGAGACCGCACCAGAGCAACAACUAAGUCCUCCUACCUUUGUGAAAGAGCUGCUGCCAUCAGUCGCCAAUAAAGGCUCUCCUCAUUUCUUGUCGUGUACAGUGACCGGUAAUCCUCUUCCGACAGUCCAGUGGUUCAAAGAUAAUACCAAUAUUGAAGAUUCUUCUCCCGAUUACGCGAUAACGUAUAAUAACGGCGAGGCUGUACUGAAGUUCACCGAAGUAUUACCGGAUGAUCGUGGUGUCUAUACAUGCAAAGCAACAAAUAAACUAGGACAGGCGUCUACUUCAGCAAACUUACAAGUACAGGCAGUCGAAAUAGAUGAAAAGAAAACAGUGGAAGUGAUUCAGUCAAAUGGAAUAUCCAGUUUAACUCCAGAACCCAGUGAAGAAAGUAAAGAAAUAAUUUCCAAGGUCAGUUUUAUAAAGGAGCAUAAAAUAAUUCAAGAGUCACGAAUAAUAAAAAUUGAAAGUCACACUGAAGAGAUGGGAGGGAGUGCUAGUCACAUUAUACCUGAUGCUUCUGCUCAGGAAAUAACAACCUCCGUUAAUCAGGAAGAAAUUGUUGUUCCUGUUAAGGUUGAAACCGGUGUAGUUAAGAGUCCGGAGAUGCCAGAGCUCUUUAAAGUGCCCGAGCUUAUUAAACCCAGUGUACAAUUACCGCUUAAAGAUGUACAAGUAUUUGAAGGUAAUACUGUGAGACUAGAUUGCGUGAUUAUCGGUCAGCCUGAACCUGAAGUAAUUUGGUAUCACGACGAUCAACCGGUUAAAGAAUCCGCUGAUUUCCAAUUGCUAUUUCAAGGUGACAGGUGCUCUCUAAUUAUUCAUGAAGCUUUUCUUGAUGACGCUGGUAAAUAUAAAGUCGUUGCUAUUAACAGUCAAGGUGAAAUUUCAAGCCACUGCGUUUUAUCAGUUAUACCAUCUUCGGAAGCUGCCAAAAAGUCCACAGUUGGUACUGCGCCCCAGUUCGUUAAAUUAAUAGCCGACGUUUUGGUAUCUGAAGGUGAAGAUGCGAUUUUCGAGUGUCAAGUAACCGGAGAACCUAAACCAGAUUUGAGAUGGUACUUCAACAAUGAAGAGAUAGUAUUUGUUCACGAAAGAAUAACAAUGACACACGAUGAAACGGGUAAUUGUACUCUGAAAAUAUCCUCGACUACCGUUGAAGAUAAAGGAAAUUAUGUAGCCAAAGCGAUAAAUCUUAUUGGUGAAGCUAAAGCGAUAGCCAGACUGGUAGUUAAACCAGCGAGUAAUGAAUCAUUCAAACGGGAAGAAUUGAUUCCGAUGGAAGAAAAAUUUGUCGCUCCGUCAUUUGAAGAAGUUUUUGAAGACAGACGUGUCGUUUUGCCGGGAGUUUCUACUAAAUUUGAGUGUAUUGUUCAUGGAAAGCCGACUCCAAAGAUCCAAUGGAUGUUCAACGAGAAACCUGUGCACGGAAAAAGUUUUUUAGUGUCUGUAAGUGGUGACAGACAAGUUCUAACGAUACCGGAAACAAGUCAAGAACACGUGGGCUUUAUCUCAUGUGUUGCUGAGAAUACUGCGGGCAAAGCGACAUGUACUACGCAACUCGACGUUAAAGGAGCUGAAGAGACACAAUUUACAACGGCCAAGGGGGUGGAGGACGUCAAAGUUAAUUUGUUACCUCUUGGGGACGAAAUGCAGGCUUCGAGCAGUACCGAAAAACACUUCAUCACCGAAAGAAGUACAUUACCCAGUGACCAAGUGGAUGAGAGCAGCCUCACCAAAAUGUCAUCCUCUUUCUCUCAGUCGUCAACGACUAAAUCCUGUUGUACUAAAGAAUUUAAAUCGUCAACGACGUCGUCUAGUGUAAUUACUGAGCCGCAGUUUAAACCAGCUCCGGGUAAUGUCGUUACCAAAUCUCAUGUUGAAAGCCGAGAGUACAGUUCUCAGCAGAAUGGAGGCCCGCCAGUUGUCCAGAGUCACAAAGUCGAAGAAUACGAGCAAAUUGUUCAAGAUACCCCAGGUCAACUGCGACAAGAAAAAACUAAAAUAGUAACAGAGGGUAAUGUUUCGCUGAAGAUGCAAAAGCCAAUGAGGAAAAAUGUCGCUCCCAGAUUUGUCUCACCGUUGACGGGAAUGAUUGUCGAUCAGGGGCAUGACGUUGUCCUUGAAGGAGUGAUUGAUGGUUUUCCAACGCCAACAAUCACUUGGAUGAAAAACGGCCAGGAUAUUAAAGAAGGAAUAAAGAUUACGUUUGAGCACAAUCAUGUACGACUUGAAUUAAAAAAUGUUAAUGUAAGAGAUGCUGGCAGAUAUACUUGUACAGCUGUUAAUGAUAUUGGAAAUGCCAGCAGUACAGCAGAUUUAGUUGUUAAAAAAACAAUUUUCCCGCCGGUCUUCGGAAAACGUCUCCAAGCACAGGUAGUAAAAAAAGGCGAUCGCGUAUUAAUGGAAGUUGAGAUAACAGGAACACCAGAGCCAACAGUCACGUGGUAUAAAGAUGACGAGCCUCUGAUAGAUGUUGAUGGACAACUGAAACAAAUUGGAAAUUGUUAUUUAUUGAUUAUUGAUGCAGCUGAAAAACGUCAUGCUGGCAAGUAUAUGGUUCAUGCAGUAAACGCUGGUGGUGAGGGACAAAGUAUAGCUGAUUUUGCAGUAUUUGAGCCAACUCCAGAUACUAUGGUAGAAGUUCAUAAAACAAUUGUCUAUGAAAAUGUUGCUGACAAAAAUUUAACGUUGGAAGAAAAGAAGAGCGAACUACCAUCAGCAGCACUAACAGCCGAGCAUAUAGCGACCACUACAAUACAGCCAAGUUCAACAUUAAAAACAUUGAACCCGAGCUCUGGGUCAACUCCAUCCUCGAAGAUACGUAAAAUAGAACUGAUAGGACAGAAAAAUGGUCAGCAUACUGAAGAAGUCAUUGAGAAAGCAACGCGAUCUGAAAUGAUAUCAUCGACGAUAGAAUCUCACCAAAGUGAGACAAAAUCUGAGCAAAAGUUCCACAUGAAGCUUCAACACCAAGCGCCGGCUUUGUUUGAUACUGAUACUCCUAUAGGACCUGCUGCUCCUACAGUGACGACUACGACCACGAAAAUCAGUACCAAGGAAACUCAGAAAGGUGGAGAGCCUAUUUCAACUCGCACUACAGAGUUCAUGGAGUCAAAGACAACUGAAAAGGAUCUUGCUGAAGAGAAUGAGAAUGUAGAGACGACGACGAUUGCCAAGAAAGAUGCAUUGAGUUUCUUUGAAUCGAUGUCCAAAGACAGCGAAUUGACACCGAAAGGCCCCAAAGCCAUGAUUAAGCUCACGGAAGAAGACAAAGAUGGAAACUAUGACGUCAAGGUGGACAAACUAACGAAAAAUUACGAACGAUCGACUAAAUUUGAAGAGGUUAAAAAACCAGUUCCUGAAGCCCCUGCUAAGAAAUCUGUUCAGGAUAUUUCUCAUAAAUUUGAAACUCCAAUAAUAACUAAAGGUGUCGAUAAUGUCAUGAUUGAUUUUCCCUACGACGAUUAUAAAUUGCCGGCUCUUAAUAUUCAGAGAACUGUUCUUGAAGACACAACAGCAUCAGGUUCUCCUAUUCAUGGUACGCUAACUAUUUCCCGGCUUGUUGCUCAGUCUGAGAGCGCUGAAAAAAUGUUAUCAGGUUUUAAUCUCGUGCCAGAGCCUCCGCCAGAAAUUGGCUACAUGCCAAAGUCCGAGGAAGAAGUUAAAAAAGGAAUAGAUGUAUCAUCAAAAGCAAAACAACUUCAGGAAUUCCAGAAAAAAUCCGUUGAUGCUCCGAUUGGUGGCGUUAAAAUUUUCCCAAGUGCUCCACCAGUUAAAUCUCAAGUUUCUCAAGUUAAAGAAACUAAACCGACGACUUGUAUUCCGCCGCCAUUUCAACUCAGUGAGUCGAAAGAAUUUUCUAAAAAAGAAGUUGUCGAAGAGUGUUGUAUUAAAAAAGAUAUACAUAGAAAAGAAGAUACAAAAGUGUCGACAGCCAGCCCAGCGCCUUUGUCGCCGCCAAAAACUGAGCAAACAGACAAGUGGUGGUCAUCAACGUCUGACUUGGAGACACGUUCUCAUAUAUCAACAGAUUUAUCAGACUACCGGUGUCAAUCCGGUGCUUCUAGUCAGUUUGAAGGUCGUCCGUCAUCGCCAAAACCAUCAGCAGACGGCAUUGCAAUGGAGAAAUACUGGGCUAAAUCAAAGACCACUGAAGCUAAUAGAAAAUCUUGGCCGCCGCAAGCUGGUAAAGAGACGACUAAAACUUUUACUAAACGUGAGGAAUGGAAAGAACCUGAGGUUGGUUACAAAACUUCUACGCAUGAGAAUAGGGACGAAGUUGAAGAGAUUCCUGGCGGUGGAAUCACUAAAACUCAUAUUGAGUCUACUAGCAGUUUGGAAACUCGAUCAUGGAGUACACGUGAGAAUCAAAUACAGCAGACGACUAUUGAAAAACCUACUCCGCCACCUCCGAAGCCUAUUAUUAAACCAGUUAGAGUUCCUUCACCUCCAAAACCGGCACCAGCACCAGCACCAGUGACAAUGUACAAAGCUGAAACAACUAAAGUUGAUCAUAUUGUAAAUUCCGUUCAAGAGAAAUCUAUCAUGGAAAAAUAUUCAUCUGAGUGUGAGUUUAAUAAGACAGAGUCAAUGGAAAAAAUAAGUUCUUAUGAAGAAUUAAAAGCGCCAGGAUUAGUUAAAGCUAUUCCACCAAAACCAGUCGUUCAACUUUAUCAUCCUGCUGGAGAUGUUCCAAAAAUAGAGCCGAUCAAAACGUUCCAAGAGUCAAAGUCGAUGUUCAAAGGUACUUUGGCUACAGCUCCAAAACGUCCGGUUGUUCAGCUUUAUCAUCCGACAACAGAGACACCAAAAGAGCCGACAAUUAUUCUAGAACCAGGUCCACCACCAGAGAUGGGUUAUGCUCCACCGCCUCCAAUGUGCGAGAGAAAAAUGGAACGCUUUGAAAAAACAAUGGAAAUGUCAGUUCACUCACACAAGAAAGAAGAUGCGCCUCCGAUUCCUCCAAAAGAUGCGAGAAAAACUCCACCGCCUCUUCCAGCUAAAAAAGUCGAGCCAUUCACCUGUCCUCGAAUGUGUACUGCGCCAGCACCUUCUACUUUUGCCAGAGGUCAAUUUAUUGAGUCGGACUACGAAUCCGACUUCGAAUCAUGUAAAUCUAAAUGGCGAGUUUGCGAAAGUGAAAACGAUGAGCCUAAAUAUAGAAGAGUCCAAGCUCCAACACCAAGACAACCCAGGCCUAGAUCAACUGAGCCCGAACCAUUGCCUCCGUCUAGCUUUGAAAUACCACCUCCGGAAUUAACUGGGCCACCUAGACCUUGUGUCACUCCUGAUUACUCAGCAGAACACUCAGCAUCGACUACCAACAAAAAAACCAGCUCCAUGAUGACCAGACACGAGAGAAGUGCUAAGCAACAGCAGCAUUACCAAAAUCAAGGUUUCCCUCAGGACACUGCUGUCAAUCUUCCUAAGCCAGGAUCUCCACCGAUUUUUGUCCACCCAAAAACUACUCCCGAGCCUCCGAAAGUAAAGACCAGAACUUUCCAGCAGGAGAGCGGGUACAUGGCUGAUACUGAUGAACCAUUUUAUCAACGAGAAGCAAAUACUGUUAUUCAAAAAACUUGCGGUAAAAACGACGGCUCUUCAAUGUCAACAAGUUCUUACGAAUCAAAACAAUUUAUGGAGAGCAAAACUUUCAUGAGCUCGUCUUCAAACCAACGGAGAGAAGAAUCAUCUUCUUCAUUUAUAUCUUGUCCUACUGUUCAAACUCCAGCUUCUAAAACACAAAUGCAACGAAGUUGCUACGAAAAAUCUUACAUGUCUUCUGCACCAACGAACACUACUAGAUCGUUUAAAAAUGACAAGGAAGAAACAAAUUAUUCCUGGUCACAAAAUCAAAAAUUAAACUCAGCUCCUAGUCCAUCCAGAUUCGCACGCGGCGAAUUUAGAGAAAGUGACUACGAGAGUGAUUAUGAAGGACGUAUUCCACCGCUAUGGAAACCCCGCGGUGAAUCAGAUAUCGAGGAUCAUUCAUAUAAAUCCGUUAAAUCAAAUUUUACAGGAAAACCGAUGAAACCGCAACCCGAAGUCGCGGUACCGCAGUCAUCGUGUAUGGCGAAGAAGAUGGAGUUUGAAAAAAUGGAGAGAGAAAAUAGUUGUGCUAAAAAAGAAGAUAAAAAGACACAAGUGUCACCGCCAAAGCCAAUCCCGAUGCGUCAAAAAUCUGUUUUACUGCCGGGAUCUCCACCUGAGAUAGGCUUUGAACCACCACGGCCUCAGUCAUUUUACGAGGGACAUUCUGGAGUCCCGUCUUACCACAACUCUGGAACUGUUGGUACUGAGUUGAAAAAGACUGUGAGGAUGGACGAGUCGACUGAGACUAGUCGGAGAAUUGUUACCGUCGAGCAAACAAGUCGAGUUAUUAAAUUCGGUGAUGAUCAGAAUUUUAAUCAUCAGCAACACCAUCAACAUCAGCAACAGUAUCAGCAGCAUCAUCCUGCAUCAGUUUUCAGAGUGCCAACACCUAAGAAAUUUAUUCAAGGUCACUUCAGAGAAUCAGAUUACGAGAGUGACGCAGACAUUGGAAGAAUAAGACCUAAAUGGACACCAGCUGAAAGUGAUACUGAUGAUCCGCAGUAUCGUAAAGUCCAGCCACCGAGAGCAUCAAGUCUCCCCCCGCCUCGUGAACCCGGUGAGAGAGUUGUCACUCCGAUGGAAUUUGAUCACCCGCCUGUGAUAAUUUCGGAGUCGCAAACAUACGAGGAGCAUUUACGUCAGCUUCAACGGGAGAGUGAGAAAUUGAAACGGGAGAACCGUAAGAGCUACGACUGCUCUACAUUGCCUUUUGAUAACAAAAAACAAGAAAGCAAAAAGAUAAUUGAUAAUCUCACUGAUUUCGCGGCACCACAAUACGGAUAUAUUAAUAAUCGUGACAUGAAGAAUGCUGCUAAUCACGUAGCUUCGAAGCACAUGACGGACAUGACAAGCAGCUUCAAGGCUAAAACCGAAAAAUUCGUCAAAGACAUCCAGUCUGAUCUCAAGCACCAGAGUAAGCCGAUUCUCAAACACCCGCAGGAUAAGCAACACCAUCAGGAUACUGAUGAUUCUCAAGCUUAUCGGGAAGAAAAACGGAUGUCACAAUAUGGAACGAAACACAUCGAUCCGGACACCGGAUUGAUCUACUUCAAGUACGACUUUGGCUACGAGUUUGGUAUCGUACUGCCGGGUGAAAGCAAGAAGACCAUUGCCAGUAGCAAUAAAACAAUCCAAGGUCAACGACGUCCCAGUGAUAUUGACGUACCGAUUUCCCACGAGUUUACAACAACAAAUCGCCAGGAGAAUGGGUUCACUCGCACGCCUUGGCAGUCCAAUAACAAUCACCAGCAAAAAAAUUACACCCCAAGUAAAUUUACCAGCGGGCCCAAGACUGUCAAGUGGGAACCGACAUCUGAGAGCGAAUUCUCCGAAGCUGAGGACUCUAUUCGACGAAAAAAACGUGGAGUUAUCCCUCCACCGCCGAGUUUGUUGAUACCACAGAGUCCCAGCUCGCCUAGAUGGGAUCCAACAACACCGUCGCCGAUGUCGCUCAGCCCCAGCCUUCCGAGCUUCUCUCCUAGACACUCGAGCGCUACUACAGGACCACCAAGCAACGUUGACUCCUUCGCAGAAUCACCCUGGCCUAGUACCAACGGAGUCUCGGGUCCAAAAGAAAUUAUACAGCCUUAUUUAGAUAUUUUACCAAAGAAAGCUCCACUUUUUAUUACGCCACUGCGAGAUAUCGCUGUCGUAAGCGGCCAGACAGCAAGAUUUGAGUGCAUCGUUCAAGCAGAACCGCAGCCCAAUAUCCUAUGGUCCAAAGACGGAAGAAUCGUCGAGAACUCAGUUAACUAUGAAGUUUAUUACAGGAACGGAGUUUGUCGUCUUGUUAUACCCAGUGCCUGUCCAUCUGACGCUGGCACGUACGUUUGUACUGCAACAAACAGUCUCGGUUCAACGGCAACAUCAUCAUCACUCCAAGUCCCAGAAAUAUGUAUGAAUCAUCGGUGGAAUCGAGACUCAACUGAGACAUCAUCGGACGGUUCUAAAUAUGUCACUUUGAGUAAUAUUUUCACGUCAAUAGGAAACUCAUUAAAUAUUUUACGAAAUUAUGAGGCUAAUUUUUUAAAAAUAGAAGAAGCUAAAAAUAAUAGAUUUAAUGAUAAGGACCGUAGUUACGGAAGUGAAAUUCAAGAAUCGUACGAGCAAGAAGACAUUGAUAGUGAAGAUACAUCGCAAAGUAAUUACGACGAGAUAACAAGACGUUUAGAAGCAUACAGCGACGUUGAUUACAGUUAUCCAGAGUUUUAUUCGACAAAUAAAAUUACAUAUGAAAGUUUCAGUAGUCCAGAAUUUUUCCGUCACUUUAAAUUACCAGUGCAAGGGGAGUUGGUAAUGACAACAUCACCAGCACCAGUAUUUACUGGAAGACCCGGAGAUCCCUCACCGCCGAUAUUUGAGCAGAUAUUUAAAAAUGCAAGGUUCGCGCAAGGUGGUAACGCUAUUUUUGAUGGAAGAGUACGCGGAAAUCCGAAACCUAGUGUUUCAUGGACACAUAAAGGUGCUCCAUUAAGAGAAUCACAGAAAAUUAGAAUGUCGUAUGAUGAAAAUACUGGAAAUGUUACAUUACAAAUAAAUCAAAUCGGUCCUGGUGAUGAAGGAGAAUAUACUUGCAAUGCGCGAAAUCAAUACGGUGAAGCUAUUUGCUCGGUAUACAUUCAACCUGAAGGCUUUGGUCCACCACCAAAACAAGGAUACAAAGAUUACCAGCAACGUUACUCGCAGACUAUUGAUAAACGUUAUGUCAAUGGUUCAACAACCACGACAAUUACCACCGAAGAAUUUAAAGUCGAUACAUUUGAGUACAGAUUGUUGCGCGAAACUGAAUUCCGUGAGUCUGUGACACGUCGCUACGUCGGUGAAGCAGAUUCUCAAGUAUCAACAACGUUAGAUCGUAGCUUAGGUCCGGUUGCGCCUCCACAAAUAAGCCAGAAGCCGAGAAAUUCAAAACUUGUUGAGGGUUCUGAUGCUGUUUUUACUGCUAAAAUAUCUGGCAAUCCCAAAUCCAGGACAACGUGGUUUAAAGAUGGGCAAAGAGUCCGCGACUCUCAGCGUAUAGAAACAGUUCAUUCAAAUCAACAAGCAACUUUGCGUAUCAAAGGAACGAAUCAAGAUGACAGCGGACACUACACACUAUUAGCAGAAAAUCCACAAGGGUGUACAGUGUCAUCUGCUUACUUAGCAAUUGAACAAGUUGAUCAAGUAGAUCAUGCACAGCCCCAGUAUACUCAAAGAGAAGUAAUAAAAACUGUCGAGACAGUGGAAACAACUCCAGAAGCCAGUAAAGCCCUGCCGCCAAAUUUCGUUCGCACUUGCGCAGAUCGUGAAGUAACAGAGGGUAAAAUGACAAGGUUUGAUUGUCGUGUUACUGGACGUCCUUAUCCAGAAGUAACAUGGUACAUCAAUGGUUACCCAGUUGUCAAUGAUGCAACACACAAAAUUCUUGUUAACGAAAGCGGUAAUAAUUCAUUGAUGAUUACCAAUGUGACACGCUCUGAUGCUGGUAUUGUUACGUGUGUUGCUAAGAAUAAAGCCGGUGAGACCUCAUUUCAGUGUAAUCUUAAUGUCAUUGAGAAGGAACAAGUGGUAGCCCCGAAGUUUGUCGAAAGAUUCACCACGACUAAUGUCAAAGAAGGAGAGCCGGUUGUUUUUAAUGCUCGAGCUGUCGGUACACCGAUACCACGCAUAUCCUGGCAAAAGGAUGGCGUGCCGCUAGCGCCUGGACCUGACGUCCGCAUUACAGCAGACGGCAGUGGAGCAUCAACAUUAGAUAUCCCCUACGCAAAAUACACUGAUGCAGCUUGGUACCAAUGUACUGCUCAGAAUAUCGCUGGAUCUACAGCGACUCGUGCCCGGCUCUUUGUUGAAACACCUAAAGGAGCGACCCCUGAACCAAGACGCCUGAAUUUACCCCGACCGACUAAAGUCAUCGAACCAGAACCUGCGCCUGGUCCUGAAGUGAUUUAUCUGAGACACGUGGAACGUGCUAAGCCUUACUUACCUCCCGCUGAGGAAGACAGGAUUUAUCCACCUCCGAGAUUUAUCGUUCCACUACGAGAUGUUCACCAAAUCGAGGGUGGACGCAUACACUUCGAGGCCAGAAUCGAACCGGUGGGCGACCCAACUAUGAGGGUCGAGUGGUACGUCAAUGGAAGAGUCUUAGAAGCUAGUUCUCGAGCAACUUCACUCUUCCGUUUUGGUUUUAUCUCUCUGGACUUGAUCAGCGUUGUACUUCAUGACAGCGGUGAAUAUGUUUGCCGUGUUGUCAGUUCAACUGGAGUCGCUGAAUCUCGCGCUGUCCUCAGUGUUACACCACGUGCAACAAUUGAACAAACAAGUCAACAUCCAGACAGCCUACGAUAUAUACAACAGCUUGAGGAUUACUCAAAAUACCAAAGACAAGAGAGCAUUGAAGAUCAAUCAUCCCAACGUCCGGUCUUCAUUCGUCCACUUCAGGAGCUUGGUGAGCUUCAAGAGGGCCGUAAUGCUCAUUUUGAAGCUCAACUUACUCCUGUCAGUGACCCCACUAUGAAAGUUGAGUGGUAUAAAGAUGGAAGACCAAUCACAGCCAGUUCAAGAAUUACGACAAUCUUCAACUUCGGAUACGUCUCGCUUAAUAUAAUGCACCUACGGGCUGAAGAUGCCGGUUCUUAUACUGUCAGAGCUGUGAAUCGUAUGGGAGAAGCAAUAAGCACUGCGACUCUUCGUGUCUUUGCACGCACUAGCGUAACAGCAGACCUUGGAAUUCCUGAACAGCAAAAGUAUAUUGAGGCUGCUGAAGAAUUGGAGGCAUAUCAACAAGCUAUGCAUCAAAAGUAUGUUAGAGAAGAGCCAGAACCAACGAGCCCACCGGAAUUUAAAUCACCAAUUAAAGAUCAGAUAAACAUUCGCGAAGGUGGUUUCGCUCACUUUGAGGCACGCUUAGAGCCUGUGGGUGAUUCUGAUCUUCGUGUUGAAUGGCUCAAGGAUGGACGCCCUGUUGAAGCUAGUUCAAGAAUCACAACUUUCUUCAACUUUGGGUACGUCGCCUUAACCCUGAAAUACGUGACAAUUCACGACGUCGGUAUUUAUACUUGUCGUGCAUACAACAGCGUCGGCGAAGCCCAAACAAUGGCUCAGAUGAGUGUAAUCAGUAAGAACGACAUUAUUUACGACAGCCAACAUCCACAAGGUCUUCAAAAGAUCCAGAGUCUUGAGGAUUCAAGUCGUUAUCAACGGCAGAUAUCGGAACAAACCCAGGUAACGCAGAAGCCUCGGUUCCUGGGACCGUUGAAGGGAACCAACAAGAUCGUUGAGGGACAGAGGGCUCACUUUGAAGCCCGAGUUGAACCACAGAGUGAUUUGUCGAUGGUAAUUGAGUGGUAUCACAAUGGAAAGCCUAUCACCGCUGCUAAUAGAAUCCAAACUUACCAUGACUUUGGCUACGUCUCAAUUGACAUUCUUCAAGUUCGCUCUGAAGACGCUGGUACUUACACUGUUAUCGCUAGAAAUGCACUCGGGGAAGCUCGUCUCCAAGCUACUAUGGUCGUUGAAACUCGCUCUGGCAUUGAUACCACCAGCAUGCAUCGCGGAGCUUACGAAAAGACUCAGCGUCUUGAAGAAUCUAGAUUCGUUGAGCCGCAAUAUCAUAUUGAAGAGAUCUCCAAGUCUAAACCGAUCUUUGUUCAGCCACUGAGUGACCCUAAACCUGUCAGUGAAGGCAAAAAUAUUCAUCUAGAAUGUCGUUUGGAACCUAUGGGAGAUCCUACUAUGCGUGUCGAGUGGUUCCAAAAUGGCCGCCCCGUUACUGUUGGUUCUAGAUUUAAAACUUACUAUGACUUUGGAUUUGUUGCUCUGGAUAUCGUCCACACAACUGUGCUGGACUCUGGAGAAUACACUGUCAGAGCUACUAAUCAUCUUGGAUCUGCUCACACUUCUGCAUGCGUCAGAGUAAUUGGUAGAUCUGACGUCGUCACUGAAUCUCAAAACGAACAGUCUCUUGAGCAAAUUCAAAUGCUGGAAGAUUCGUCUAAAUACAGAAGACAUAUACAAGAAGACGUUACUGUAGUCCAGGCUCCGCAAUUUACUCGGCCACUACACAACAUCGAGACCGUUGAAUUGACUAACGUCCAUCUUGAAUGUCGCUUACAACCCGUUGGAGACGCGACCAUGAGAGUCGAGUGGUUCGUCAACGGAUUACCUGUCACUACUGGCCAUCGCUUCAGACCUUCUUACGAAUUUGAUUAUGUAGCCCUAGAUAUUCUUGGUGUCUACCCAGAAGACUCGGGUGUUUACACAUGCCAGGCACGUAAUCAACUCGGAGAAGCAGUAACUUCUGGAUCUGUUCGCGUUCACGCUAAAAAAGAUUUGAUACUCGAGUCUCAACAUCCUGAAGGAUUGGAACGAAUUCAAUAUCUCGAAGAUGCUUCGCGUUAUAAAAGAAAGGAACUCAUUGAUGAAGUUGUUAAUGUAAAACCUAAAUUUGUAACUACUCCGAAAAAUCAAGAGAACCUUCUUGAAGGACAAUAUGCGCACUUCGAGUGCAAGCUCGAGCCUGUAACAGACUCAAACUUGAAGGUGGAGUGGUUCAAAAAUGGACGUCCGGUCACAAUAGGACACCGUUUCCGUCCCAUUCAUGACUUCGGUUACGUUGCACUCGAUGUGACCGAUCUGAUUGUCGAAGACUCCGGUAAAUACACCUGUCGCGCAGUAAAUUUAGUCGGCAGUGACGAAGUCAGCUGUAUUUUAAGCUGUCGUUCAACAGCUCAAGUCCUCACCAACACUCAAAAUGAAACGGGUCUUGAGCAAAUCCACUAUCUAGAAGACCGGAACAAACAUCGCCGACGCGAAGUAAUUGAAGAAACAACAACCCAAGCUCCAAUCUUCACUACAUCUUUGAAGAGUGUCGAAAUAAAAGAAGGCCAACGCGCGCACUUUGACUGCCGUUUGAUUCCCGUUUCCGAUUCGACCAUGAAAGUCGAGUGGUUCCACAACAACAUACCAGUUAAAGCUGGCUCGCGUUUCGUCGAGACCAAUAGUUUCGGUUUCGUCGCACUGGACAUCAUGUACGCGUACCCAGAAGACGCUGGUACUUACACUUGUCGCGCUAAAAAUGCCAUCGGCGAAGCAAUCACUUCAGCAACAGCUGUCGUACACUCAAAGAAAUCAAUCUACAUGGAGUCCCAACGCGAAGAAGUCUUGCAACGUCUGCACCAACUUGAAGACCAUUCAAGAUACCAACGCAAGCAGGCGCAAGAAGAAACUGUAUCUCAGGCUCCAGUCUUCACUAUGCCAAUCAAAGAUCUUCGUGUUGCUGAGAAUCAAGCGGCUCACUUUGAAGCCCGAGUUAUUCCCGUCGGAGAUGCUCAUCUCAAAGUUGAGUGGCUUCGGAAUGGUGUUCCUAUCGAAGCUUCUAAUCGCGUAACAACAAUGCACGACUUUGGAUACGUCGCUCUCAAUAUGAAAUAUGUCAACCCAGAGGACUCUGGUACUUACACCUGCAGAGCUAUUAACGAUCUAGGUGAAGCAGUGACAUCUGCAACACUAUUCGUUCAAUCCAAAGCAGCUCUGCAGCUUGAGUCGCAACACGAGACCGCAUUGACAAAGAUCCAGGCUCUGGAAGACUCAAGCAGAUAUCAACGUCGCGAGGAAGAAGAAGUUCUCGUUAAAGAAAAACCCCGUUUCACAGUUAAACUGAACGGUCCAACGAGUUUAGUUGAAGGGCAAAGCGCACACUAUGAGUGCCGUAUUGAACCCUAUCCCGAUGCUACCAUGAAAGUCGAGUGGUUCCAUAAUGGGCAGCCACUUUCCACAGGACACAGAUACAGAACAACAUGUGACUUUGGAUUCGCGGCUUUAGACGUUUUGACUGUCUAUGCUGAAGAUUCCGGCACGUACACUUGCAAAGCCACCAAUAGACUUGGCUCGGCUCAGAGCUCUAUUGAGCUUUCUGUUAAAUCUCGAGCUUCCAUCAUAAAUGAGACUCAGCACGAAAGCGCUUUGAAGAAGAUUCAGUACUUGGAAGAUGACUCCCGAUUCAAGCGAAUUGAGCGCGACGAGUCAUUUGUCGCAGAGAAACCCAAAUUCGGAAGACCUUUGAAGAACAUCGAACACUUGCCUGAGGGCAAGAGUGCUCAUUUAGAAGCGACACUGACUCCAGUCAACGAUCCUACCAUGGUCGUAGAGUGGUACAGAGAUGGAAAUCCAAUUCCACAGGGUCAUAAAUUCAAAACAACUUACGACUUUGGUUACGUCGCUCUGGAUAUUCUUUAUGCUUAUCCUGAAGACUCUGGUACUUACAUGUGUAAAGCUAAGAAUGCCGUUGGAGAAGCUGUUACCACUUGUGUCAUCAGUGUUGAUUCUAAACAAGGUUUGUAUCUGGAAACUCUGGAUGCUCAGCGUCUAGAACAGAUCCGUAAGUUGGAGACAGUUGAAGUAAAAGAAGUUGCUGAGAAAGAAGUUGUCUAUCAGAAGCCGGUGUUCCUGACUGCGUUGAGCAACUUGGAUCAUCUUAAAGAAGCAGAACACGCUCAUCUUGAAUGCAGAGUUGAGCCUAUCAACGAUCCGAACCUCAAGAUCGAGUGGUUCGUCAAUGGUAAAGCAGUUAGAACUGGGCAUCGUUUCCGUACGACUCAUGACUUUGGUUACGUCGCAUUGGACAUUCUCUACGCUUACUCCGAGGACUCUGGUACCUACAUGUGUAAAGCAACGAAUCUCGCUGGAGAAGCUGUCAAUACUUGUACAAUCCGUGUUGGCUCACGUCGUAGCAUUCUCUUUGACACUCAGCAUCCAGAUGGAUUGGAAAAGAUCCGUGAACUUGAAGCUCAAGGACAUCCAGCUCGACUUGAAGUCGAAGAGCCGCCAGUAUUCCCACCGCGAUUUGUUACAGAGUUACGCGGUACCACGGAAAUUUAUGAAGGACAGACAGCACACUUUGAGUGUCAAGUAGAGCCUCUGCAUGACGCAAAUCUCCGAAUUGAAUUCUAUCACAAUGGCAAGCCAUUACCAUCAGCUUCGCGUUUCCAUGUGACCUUUGACUUUGGUUAUGUCGCAUUGGACAUCACUCAUGGAGUACCAGAAGAUGCUGGUGAGUAUUCUGUCAAAGCUAUCAACGCUCUUGGUCAAUGUACUUCUACCAUCAAUUUGAAAGUCAUUCCACGCGAGAGUAUUAUCAUGGAUACACAACGUCCAGAAGGAUUGGACAAGAUCCGUGAGUUGGAGUCUGCUCAACCAUGGAAACGUCCUGAAGUAUCUGAACCUGUAACUAGACAACGUCCAGUAUUCACUCAACCGCUUCAAAACAUCGACGCUAUACCUGAAGGAGAAACUGCACACUUUGAAUGUCGUCUCAUCCCAGUUGGUGAUCCAACACUGAAGGUAGAAUGGUUCAGAAAUGAAAAACCACUUGGAGAUAGUUCUCGAAUUACUAAAGUCCACGACUUUGGAUACGUAUCAUUGGACAUAAAACAUGUUCGCGAUGAAGAUGACGGCGUGUACAUGUGCCGAGCUUCUAACCCACUUGGAGAAGCUGUCACCACUGCAUCAAUGAAAAUAAAAACUAAAGCAAGUAUCCAAUUGGAAAGCCAACAUCCUGAAGCUCAAAAACGGAUUGCCCAGUUGGAGGCCGAUAAACCUGGACGUGCUGAUGAACCAGACAAAGUCUUCGACAAACCGAUAUUUACACAACUUCUUACAGGACCCAACGAACUCUGGGAAGGCCAAGUCGCUCGCUACGAAUGCCGAGUUGUACCAGUCGGCGAUCCGAGCUUAAGAUUCGAGUGGUACAUGAAUGGCGUAGAACUUAAAAUGGGUUCUCGCUAUCACGUCAGCCACGAUUUUGGUUUUGUUACCCUAGACAUUUUGAAAGUUAUUUCCGAAGACUCGGGUGUGUAUUCAUGCAAAGCUAUCAACAACGCUGGUGAAGCUGUGUCAUCAAUUUCACUGAAGGUUAAAGCACGCUCAGCUAUUGAAAAGGAUGCCAUUCAACCUGAUGCUUGGCAGAAAAUCCAAUUGAAAGAAGCUGAAAUGAAUAAAGUACCAGAGAUGUUUGUAGAUACUACACCUCAACAAGCACCAGUAUUUACUACACACUUGAAGAGCUAUGACAAGCUUCAAGAAGGUCAGCAUGUUUACUUAGAAGCUCAAGUUGAACCUCGAGCUGAUCCAAACUUACGCACCGAGUGGUUCAAGAAUGGAGUACCACUUCAAACUGGUACUAGACUACGCAGCACCUUUGACUUUGGUCUCGUAACUCUUUCAAUCAACGGUCUCAGAGCUGAUGACUCUGCUCUGUACACUUGCAGAGCCACAAACCUUCUUGGUGAAGCUGUAUCCACUUGCAGCUUGAAGAUCGACGACCGCCACUGGCUUUUAGGAGAUACUCUUCAUCCUGACGCUCUUUCGAAGAUUGAUGCGCUCGAACAACCAAUGGCUCCGACUCCAGAACGUCCAGAGCCUACGUACGAAGAGCCAGUGUUCAUCACUCACUUGAACAACGUAGAGUGUACUGAAGGAGACAACGUUCACUUUGAGUGCAAUGUCGAGCCUUCCAAAGACCCAACAAUGAAGAUCGAGUGGUUCUUAAAUGGCAAAGCAUUGCCGACUGGUGCCAGAUACAAGACUAUCUAUGACUUUGGCUACGUCGCCAUGGACUUAGUCCACGCUUACGAAGAAGACUCUGGAAUGAUUACGGUCAAAGCUACGAACUCUAAAGGAUCAGCUCAGACAAGUGGAACAUUAAAAUGCACGAGCAAACAGAAUAUUUACCUUCAAACUCAACAUCCUCAGGGACCAGCUGGUCUUGAAAAAGUCCAAGAAGUUGACGAAGCCUUCCAAUCAAAGUCCAAGAGACCUGACGAUGCUCCUGAGCCGCAAUAUCCCAAACCGAUUUGGACGGUACCUCUUCAGCCCGAGUUUAAACUCGGAGAGGCUGAACCUCUUCAUCUAGAAGGCCAAGUUGAGCCUAAAGACGAUCCUAAUUUGAAAAUUGAGUGGUACUUCAAUGGCAAAGCUUUGGAGCACGGUUCUCGGUUCAAGAUGACCAGCGACUUUGGUUUCGUUACUUUAGAUCUCACUGAUGUCUAUGAUCGAGACUCGGGAAUUUACAGUUGCAAAGCUUACAACAAAGCUGGAGAAGCUUUCACAGCAACAACCAUUUACUGCUCGACCAAGGAAAAUAUCAUUGAGCGGUCUCAGCAUCCUAAAGGAAAAGAAGGAUUAGAAGCAAUCCAAGAUCUUGAAGAGUCUUUGAAGAGACCCGAUGGAAAACCAGCAGAAGCUGAAGAAGGUCAUCCUCCAGUAUUUACAUCACAGUUUGAGACCUUGACCAAUUUAUCUGAAGGAGAGAUUGCUCAUUUCGAAGCUUCACUGACACCAACAGGUGACCAGACAAUGGUAGUCGAGUGGUUCUACAACGGAAAAGCUCUAGAAGCAAGCCAUAGAAUUAGAACCGUCUAUGCCUUUGGUAUGGUCGUUCUCGAAGUUCUUGGUACAAAGAUCGAAGACUCUGGAACUUAUUCCUGCAGAGCAACGAACAAAUGGGGACAAGCUGAGAUUUCUGUGAAUCUAGAAUGCGUUGACAAGUCCAAAGGACAGAAACCCAAGUUUACAACUCACAUUCAGUCGUUGGAGGGCUUGAAAGAUGGCCAGUCAGUACACUUUGAAUGUACCCUGAUUCCUGUAGGUGAUCCUAACAUGAAGGUCGAGUGGUUCCACAAUGGACAGCCAUUGAGACACUCAUCACGUUUCAAGAUGGUUUCGGACUUUGGAUUUGUCGUGAUGGACAUAGCUGGAGUGAUGUCUCAUGACAGCGGAGAGUAUGUAUGCAGAGCUAGUAACAAGUUCGGUGAAGAUUUUACCAAAGCAACCAUCAAGUGUUUCGGAAAGAGCGGAGUUUAUCUUGACUCUCUUCAACCCGACUCAUUGGCGAGAAUCCGUGAGCUUGAAGCUUACGGAGGUGACCAGCCAGCUGCUCCAUCAACUCCAGUAGCAGAGCCACCGAAAUUCAUCACUCAAAUUACAGACAUCACUAAACUCGUCGAAGGACAAUCAGCUCACUUCGAAGCACGACUUACUCCGGUCACUGAUCCAGACCUCAAGGUUGAGUGGUACUACAACGGCAAGAAACUUCCUCAUGGUCAUCGUUACAGAACUUUCCAUGACUUUGGUAUUGUAAUCUUGGACAUUCUUUACUGCUAUGAAGAAAACUCUGGUGUCUAUGAAUGCCGAGCUGUCAACAAAUACGGAGAGGACUCAACAAAAGCCACUCUCAAGUGCAUGUCCAAAGCUAGUCUUAUUUUAGAGUCUCAGUUACCAAAGGGCAUGGAGAAAGGUCUUGAGAAAAUUCAAACUCUCGAAGACUCGAUGAUUAAAACGAAGGAUGAAAAGAUCACUGAAGAACGUGGCAAAGCUCCAGUAUUUACUGUUCCUCUUAGUAACAUCGAUGGACUUCGCGAAGGCGAGAGUGCUCACUUCGAAGCACGUUUAACGCCGACAGAUGAUCCUAGACUGAAAGUCGAGUGGUUCUGGAACGGAAAACCACUUAAAACUGGUUCACGUUUCCGUACGUUCUGCGACUUUGGCUUUGUCAUCUUGGAAAUUUCGCCUAUUUAUCCUGAAGACUCUGGAGAAUACAGCUGCCGUGCUACCAAUGAUUACGGAGAGGCAGUGACCAGUUGCACAAUGAAGUGCACUGGAAAACGAAGCAUCAUCUUGGAAUCCCAACUACCCAAGGGCAUGGAAAGUACCAUCGAUAAGAUUGCUGAACUAGAAGGUCUUGGAGGUGAACCAGGUCAAGUAAUUCCCGAUGAUGAUACCGGACGUCCUCCUGAAUUUAUUACAACUCCAUCAGACUUGACACUGAGCGAGAAUUCUCUUGCUCACUUCGAGUGCCGUCUUCUGCCGGUAAAUGACUCCAGUAUGCGAGUCGAGUGGUUCCACAAUGGGAAAGCACUUAAUGCAGGUUCGCGUAUCAAGACUAUUCAUGACUUUGGAUUUGUUAUUCUUGAAAUAGCCAAUUGUUAUCAACGAGAUUCAGGUUUGUACACAUGCAAAGCUACCAACCGUCAUGGAGAAGCUACCGUGUCAUGUAAAUUCCAAGUACGCGGUCGUCAAGGUAUUAUUUUAGAGCCACAAUUACCUACUAACUUUAAAACUGGAACAGAGAGCAUUCAGAAACUUGAGGAAGCUUUGUACAAGAAGGACGAAAUCCUUGCUGAAGAAGAGAAACCCAAUCCUCCGAGAUUUACUGUCGAGUUAAAAGAUAUCGAAGUUGAAGAGUCUGAAUCAACUCACUUUGACUGCCGUGUAGAACCUGUGGGAGAUCCAACGAUGCGUAUUGACUGGUUCCAUAAUGGCCGACCAUUUGCAACUGGUUCUCGUGUUCAUAUGAUCAACGAUUUCGGAUUCAUAUCUUUGGAUAUGUCUUACACUUAUGCGAGAGACAGCGGUGAAUAUGUUUGCCGUGCUACCAACAAAUGGGGAUCAACAACAACCAAAGCAACCAUCACUUGCAAGUCCAAGAAAACUGUUGACUUUGACUCACAACUUCCUUCUGGAAUGAGUGGAGAAAAAUUGAAAGAACUGGAACGUGGACCUGUCAGUGAACCACCACCCGUUGAAGAACUACCGCGUGUUCCACCAAAGUUCAUUACUCAGAUUCAGUCAGCAACUGUCGAAGAAUCUGAGCCCGUUAGAUUUGAAUGCCGCGUUGAGCCAAAGGAAGAUCCGACUCUGCGCAUCGAGUGGUGGAGAAACGGUAAAUUGAUACCAGCUGGUCAUAGAUACCGCGCUGUCUACGACAUGGGAUUCGUAUCCAUGGAAAUUCUUUAUGUCUAUCCCGAAGACUCUGGCGAGUACGUUUGUCGUGCUAUCAACAAUUAUGGAGAAGAUUCAACACGUGCUUCAGUCUCUUGCAAAACUUUACCCAGCAUUAUUCUUCAAAACCAAGUGCCCAGGGGUAUGAAGAGAUCUGAAACAUUGAUGCAGAUGGAAGCAACUAUCAAGAAAUACACUUCGGAAGUUCAUUUAACAGAAGAUGACCUCUAUGAUGCCGAGAAACGUCAGCCUCCGCGAUUCGUCACCCAGAUUCAGAAUCAAACUGAACUCGUAGAGAUGAACAGCGCAAAAUUCGAGUGUCAAUUAGCACCGGUAGGUGAUCCUAAUAUGAAAGUCGAGUGGUUCUUCAAUGGCAAACCACUGCAUCAUAAAAAUAGAUUCCAGCCAAUUUAUGAUUUCGGUUACGUUGCUAUGAACUUCGGUUGGGUUUAUCCAGAAGACAGUGGAGAAUACUUGUGCCGCGCAACGAAUCUCUAUGGAAUGGAUGAAACCAAAGCUAUCAUCAAGACUUCCGGUAAACCUGGAAUUGUUUACGAGUCUCAACUUCCUAAGGGUAUGAAGAGUAUCGAGAUGAUCCGUGAAAUGGAAGCUGCUUGGCAAGUAGCACCUGAAGAAGAAGUUGAAGAAGACAAACCUCGUACAGCUCCAGUGUUUGUUAGUAAACCUGAGCCAGUAGAAGUUGAAGAAUCUGACUGGUCAAGAUUCUGUUGUCGUGUGACUGGUCACCCUAGACCACGGGUGAUGUGGCUGAUUAACAAUCACACCGUUGUCAAUGGCAAUCGUUACAAGCUUACUUAUGAUGGAAUGUAUCACUUGGACAUUCCUAAAACCCGUCAGUACGAUCACGGAAAGGUUGAGGUAAUCGCCAGAAGCUCAUUGGGAGAAGCUAGAUGCGAGACCACUUUGACAGUUAAACAACGUAGCGAUGAUUACCGCAGUGUCUUGAAGAAUUCCCCGAGACCUUGGUACGAUAUUGGUCUGGCUCAGUAUCAAUCAGAGCGUCAGGAUACUGAGUUGGAGCGAGUAUUUGACGAGAGACACCACAAUGUUUCUCAAGGGGUUGGAAUAGCAACAGAACAUCAUGGCCAGAAGGUUUACAAAGAGCCAGAGACUGAAUGGCAGAAAACUAUAAAAACCAAGAAAAAUGAGGAAGGUUAUUACAGCAAACUGAUGGAUCUUGAAGAAGAACAACUGCUCAAAGAAGCGAGAUUGAGAGAAAGUACUCAUCAGUUUGCUAUUCCGGGUGAUAAAGUUGUCAGCCACUCAGUCGCCAAGGGAAUGGCACAGAAAUAUCAAGAUAGUUUACAAACUACAACUCAAGAUACUACAGUAGUCCAACCACCGCCGAGACCAGUCAAAAGAUUUACUACCGAAGUUGACAUUGACUCUGAAAGAAUAAAAGAAAGUGGAAAAUAUCCACCAGGUCCGACUGAAUCAGCAGUUCAUGGUCGUGAAGUUCAUGUAGCGAAAUCUAAACAAACGCAAAAGGAAACCAAAGGUGAUACGGAAAUCACGAGAAAAAUUACGGCAACUGAGACAACGGAAGUUGAACACAAAGCUAAAACUCAGGAGCGCGUAGUUCAGGGUCAAGUUAAACCGGCAGUGCCGCCGGUGUUUACUAAAAAGAUCCAACCGUGUCGAGCAUUCGAGCAAGAGCAAGCGAGAUUUGAAGUCGAGUUCGAUGGUGAUCCAUUGCCAACAAUAAAAUGGUACCGUGAAGACUUCCCGAUUCAGAAUUCAUCUGACCUUCAGAUCUACACAUUUAGUACCAAGUCUGUGCUGAUUGUACGUCAAGUAUUUAUGGAAGACUCGGGAGUAUUUUCAGUAGUCGCUGAAAAUCGUGGUGGCAAAGCUAAAUGCAGUGCUAACUUAGUUGUUGAAGAAAGAAGACGUCAGCCUGGAAGAGGUGGAAUUGUCCCGCCUAGUUUCCUGACAACUAUUCAAAGUACAUCAGUACCAACCGGACAACUGGCUAGAUUUGAUGCUAAAGUCAGCGGUACUAAACCUCUUGACGUUUAUUGGCUAAAGAAUGGGAAGAAAAUUACAACAGACAUAAGAUACAAAACUCUGGAAGAAGACAACACCUACACGCUUUUAAUUUUGGAAGCGAUGCCAGAAGACACUGCUAAAUAUGAAUGUGUAGCAAUCAACAGUGCUGGAGAAGCACGUUGCGAAGCUGAGUGCAAUGUUCACGGUGCCGAGUCACCAUCAUCAUUAAAACCAUCGAAGCCAUCAACACCCGGAGUUGAAAAAGCACCGGCUGUUCUUGAGCCACUCAAAGAUCAAACGAUCAAAGAAGGCGCAGCUGUGGCGUUUGCAUGCAAGAUCAAUGGCAAGCCGAUUCCUACUGUACAAUGGAAGAAAGGAGACAAGAUUAUCAAACCUUCAAAAUACUUCCAAAUGCAUAAAGAAGGGGAUCGCUGUACCUUGAGGAUUUCUGAAGCUUUUCCAGAGGAUGAGGGCGUAUACAAAUGUAUCGCUAAGAAUCCUGUUGGUGAAGUAACGACAUCGGCUAAUCUUCGAGUAUUAGCACCUGACAGUACAGACGUUUUGCCAAAAUUAACACCUUUGAAGGAUCAAAUUGUUAUGGAAGGACAACCAGCUCAAUUUAAAACUCAAAUUAGUCCACCGAAACUUAAACCAACUGUCCAAUGGUACCGUGAAGGUGCAUUAAUUCCUCAAUCUCCUGAUUUUCAGAUGAUUCAUGAAGGUAAUAACGCAGUUCUUCUUAUCGCAACAACGUAUGAGGAAGACUCUGGAGUUUUUACUUGUCGUGCGACAACUUCUGCUGGCACUGUGGAAACGUCAGCUAAGCUCAUCGUAAAAAAGAGAAAAGGUGUUUAUUAUGAGACAGUAGCACCCGAAGAAGUGGGACCAGGUAAUAAAACGGGUAAACAACCGACUUUAGGUACAAGUGUUGGCAGUUUAGAAAAACCAGGAUUUAAAUAUGGAAAACCGGAUGAGGAAGUUAUCGAGUUGGAUGAAGAAGGAGUGCCGAUUGGUACUCCAUUGCAACCUGGAGAUGAAUCUUUAUCUUGGAGACGAGGUAGAGUUGUUCAUCGGGCACGUCCGAUGCAAAUAACACCUUGGAGAUCAACAAAACCCACAACUCGCGAUCUUUCGCUUGAUAAACUACAGGCCCGCGCGGUUCCUGAAGUAAAACCUUGGACUGAGGAAGAAGUUGUGUUAAAGAAAGCGCCUCAAGUUAUACGAGAAAUUCCGCGGGAAAAAUUGGAAGAAGUUGAAUUAAAAGCUUCGAAAAUAGAGAAAAAGGAAUUGGUUAAAGAAACACUAGAGACUGUGGAAUUGAAACCGGUUGUCAAAGAUACGAAGGAAGAUAAAAUAUUAGAAAGACUUUUACGUGAGGAAUAUGUUGAAGAAGAAGAUACAUCAUUUCUUGACGUAUCACGCAAUGAGAAGAUUGAUGUCAGUAAAAAGAUAAAACCCUGGACUGAAGAAAAAGUUGAACUGAAACCUUCUAAACCAGUGCGCCAGGAAAUUCCGAAAGAAACUAUCGAAGAGGUUCAAUUAAAACCGGCAAAGCCUGAGAGAAAAGAAGUAGAAAAACCUUCACUGGAGAAGGUUGAUUUAAAACCUGUUACUAAAGUAAUUAAAGAAGUUAAAUUGACUGAUAGAAAAAUAACAGAAACUGGUGAGUUUGUCGAAGAAGAAGACUCGGCUUUUCUUGAUAGAUCGGAAAAAGUUGAAGUAUCGAUUGGAAGCAUACCUCAAACGAAACCGUGGACUGAAGAAAAGAUAUCGUUGAAAAAAUCUAAACCAAUUAAGAAAGAAAUACCAAGGGAAUCUAUUGAACCGGUUGAAUUAAAACCUGCUAGACCGGAAAAACGAGAUAUAAGGAAGCCGAGCAUCGAAAAAGUCGAAUUGAGGCCCGUUACUAAGGACGUUAUUGAUGACCGAAGUUUGACUUCAGAAUAUUAUGAAGAAGAUGAUUCUUCGUUGAUGGAAGUUUCGGAAAUAUCUGAGGAUAUUUCUAUUAGGAGAGUAAGAAGACCUGAGAGACAGGAACUAGUUCAAGAACGUCCGGAUCAACCAAAACCGUGGACUGAAGAGAAGAUAGCCUUGAAAAAGUCAAAGCCGGUACGUAAAGAAAUUCCUAAAGAGAGUCUUGAGACAGUGGAGCUCAAGCCAACGAGAGUUGAGAAAAAAGAAAUAAGAAAAUUGAGCAUUGAUAAAGUUGAAUUGAAACGAGUCACCCAAGAAGUUGAUACGAAAAUAAGCAAUACUAGUGAUUAUGUCACAGAAGAAGAUACUACAUUUUUAGAAAUUUCUGAAGAUGUGUCAAUUAAAAAUGUGAAACGACCUAAAACAGAAAGAACCGAAGUAUCUGUUGGGAAAGUGGAUGAAGUCAAGCCAUGGACGGAUGAAAGAAUAUCUUUGAAGCCUUCGAAACCUAUCAGAAAGGAAGUAGUUAAAGAAACAAUUGAAACAGUCGAGCUAAAAAAAGCUAAGCCUGAGAAAAAAGAAAUAAGAAAGUUGAGUAUUGAACAGGUUGAUUUAAAACCAGUUACUAAGGAUGUAGUUAUUGAAAAAACUGAAACAACUACAGCUGAUUAUCGUAUUGAAGAAGAUACAAGUCUAUUAGACGUCUCUAGAAACGAGAGAGUUGAGAUUCAACGAAAACCCGAAGGUCCAAAACCAUGGACUGAAGAGAAGAUUUCAUUGAAAAAAUCUGUGCCUGUUAGAAAAGACAUACCGAAAGAAACAUUAGAAACUGUGGAAUUAAAACCUACGAAGGUCGAGCAGAAAGAAGUGAAGACAGUCGAGAAGACUGAGUUGAAAAAAGUAGUUAAAGAUACUGGAGAUGUUGAAGUGACGGAGAAAUAUGUCGAAGAAGAUGUAACAACUAGGUUAGAUGUUUCGAAAGUCGAAAAGGUGGAAACGACUUUGAGUAGACCUGAUCAACCAAAACCGUGGACUGAACAAAUAGUAACUUUGAAAAAAUCAAAGCCGAUACAAAAAGAAAUUGUUAAGGAGACGCUUGAGACUGUUAAGCUUAAGCCGUCAAGACCACAGAAGACGGAAGUGGUAAAAGAAAGUUUAGAAACUGUAGAACUGAAACCUGUUAAGAAAGAAGUUGCUACGAAAGAAGACAAAAUUGUUACAGAUACUAGAACUACAUUUGUUGAAGAAGAAGAUACGAAUUUGAUCAGGGUUACGAGAGAUGAAGUCACUGUUGAAGAUCGAAAAACUGAAGACACAAAAGUUUCAUGGAGAAUGGGUAAAAAGAAGCCGUCUGAGAUGCCUUAUAGAGAAGAAGAAGACACUCAACUUCUUCAAGUUGAUAAAACGGAAGAAGUCACUGAAACACAGAAACGAACUGAAGAGGUUCCGGUACCUUGGGCUCGUGGAAAGAAAGUCAAAGAAUUAAAACCUGAAAAAGUGACGGAAGAAAAAGUGGAAGAGAAGCCCGAAGAAGUUUCACAGGUUCCGUGGUUACGUGGAAAGAAAGAUAAAAAGAAACCUGAAUUAGUUCCUCAAACGGUUCAACCUGAAAAAGAUAAACCUGAAGAAGUUGAAGAGACGGCGGUUUCUUGGAGAAGAGAAAAGAAGAAGCCGAAAGAAGUUGUGAGUAAGGUUGAACAAGUUGAGCAAGAAGAUACAGCUUUACUUAAAGUAGAUAAGACUGAAGAAGUAACUGAGAAGAAAGAGGAAGUUGCUGUUCCGUGGUUAAGAGGAAAGAAAAAACCUAAAGAACUACCGCUCAAACCGGAAGAAGUUAAGCCAGAGGAAGUUAAACCUGAAGAAGAACAACCUUCAGAGACUUCUCAAUUGCCAUGGAUGCGUAAAAAGCCUCGUAAAGUUAUCGAGAAGAAAGAAGAACACAUUGAGGAUAUUAAAUCUGUGUCUUUGAAACCUGUGAAACGUGACAAGAAACCAGAAGAAAGAGAGGAAAAGGAAGAAAUCACACUAAAACCUGUUAAACGUCUUCCGAAACAAGAAGAAACUACAGAAGAAAUUAAACUAAAACCUGUUCUGAAGGAAAAGCCUGAAGUUGUUCCUCAGAAGGUUAAAGAACAACCUGAAGAAGAAAAGCCGUCAGAGACUUCUGAAGUACCUUGGCAACGAAAACCAAAAGUACAAAAAGUCAAGAAGACUGUAUCAAUCGAAGAAAAACCUGAAGAGGUUGUUGAAGAAGUUAAAGAGGUUUCGGAGGUACAGAUAACUCAAUUAAAACCGAAAAAAGUUGUUGAAAAGACUGUGAUUAAAGAAGCUGAAGUUGAAGAUUGGAAAUCUGUAAGUUUAAAACCAGCUAGACGUGUUCAGAAGCCUGAGGAGCGUGAAGAAAAAGAAGAAAUUACGUUAAAACCUGUGAAACGUCUUCCAAAAGAAGAAGAAACAAAAGAAGAAAUAAAAUUGAAACCUGUUCCGAAGGAAAAACCUGAAGUCGUGCCCCAAAAGAUUGAAGAAAAACCUAAAGAGGAUAAACCUUUAGAAACAUCUGAGGUUCCUUGGCAACGCAAACCGAAAGUUCAAAAGGUUACAAAGACUGUAUCGGUUGAAGAAAAGCCGGAAGAAGAAGUUGAAAAAGUUAAAGAGGUUUCAGAGGUACAGAUAACUCAAUUAAAACCAAAGAAAGUUGUUGAAAAGACUGUAAUUAAAGAAGCUGAAGUUGAAGAUUGGAAAUCUGUCAGUUUGAAACCAUCUAAGCGUGUUCAAAAGCCUGAGGAACGUGAAGAGAAGGAAGAAAUUACGUUGAAACCCGUUAAACGCCUUCCAAAAGAAGAAGAAACAAAGGAAGAGAUUAAAUUAAAACCUGUUCCGAAGGAAAAACCUGAAGUUGUUCCUCAAAAGGUAAAAGAACAACCUGAAGAAGAAAAGCCGUCAGAGACUUCUGAAGUACCUUGGCAACGCAAACCAAAAGUACAAAAAGUCAAGAAAACAGUAUCGAUCGAAGAAAAACCUGAAGAGGUUGUUGGAGAAGUUAAAGAAGUAUCGGAAGUUGAAAUAACUCAAUUAAAACCUAAAAAAGUCGUUGAAAAGACUGUGAUGAAAGAAGCUGAAGUCGAAGAUUGGAAAUCUGUCAGUUUGAAACCAUCUAAGCGUAUUCAAAAGCCUGAAGAACGUGAAGAUAAAGAAGAAAUUACGUUAAAACCUGUGAAACGUCUUCCAAAAGAAGAAGAAACAAAGGAAGAAAUUAAACUCAAACCCAUUCCUAAGAAAGAAAAACCUGAAGAAGAUAAACCUGAAGUCGAACUUCAACCAAAGAAAGUUGAAGAAGUUCCUAAGGAAAUUCCUGAAGAAAGAACUCAACUUCCAUGGAUACGUGGAAAGAAGAAGCCCAAAGUCCUGGAGUCUCCUGAAGAAAAGAAACCCGACGAAGUUCCUAAACAGCUUCCGGAAGAGACAACCGAAGAAGUGGAAAAAACACAAGUAACUUGGAGAAGGCCAAGAAAAGAAAAACCUGAAGAAGCUACACCAGAAGAGGUUACAUUGAAACCAGUGCAACGGCUUAAGCCAGAAGAAGAAAAAUCAGAAGAAGUUAAGUUGAAACCAGUUCAACGACCUAAACCAGAAGAAGAAAAGCCUGAAGAGGUUAAACUAAAGCCCAUUCCAAGAAAACCUAAACCAGAGGAAGAAAAGCCUGAAGAAAUUAAGCUGAAACCAGUUCAACGACCUAAACCUGAAGAAGAGAAGCCUGAAGAGGUUAAACUAAAACCCAUUCCAGAAAAACCUAAACCAGAGGAAGAAAAGCCUGAAGAAAUUAAAUUAAAACCAGUUCAACGUCCUAAGCCUGAAGAAGAGAAACCUGAAGAGGUGAAAUUGAAACCCAUUCCAAGGAAGCCGAAAGCAGAAGAAGAGAAGCCAGAAGAAGUAACUUUGAAACCUGUCAAAGUUCCUGAGAAAUUAGAACAACCGGAAGAAGAAAUCCCUGAACAAGUAUCCUUAGCUCCUUGGAAACGUGGCAAGAAACCAAAGAAAGAGAUUGUACCCAAAGAAGUUGUCCCAGAAGUCAAACCUGAAGAAAUACCCGAAGAGGUAGUGGAAGAAGAAGUAAUUACAACAAUACGAACAGAAAAGAAACCUAGGAAAACGAAAAACGUGGAAUUUAAAGAAGAAGUCGAAGUAGUUUCAAUAGACCAACAAGAAGUGAUUCAUGAGGAACAAGAAAUUCAGCAAGUAGAUAUACGUCAACCUGAACAAGUGACUCAAACUGAAGACCAAAUUGAUGAGGUUAAAAAAGUCACUGAAGUGUCUUGGAGAAAAACAAAGAAAACUAAACCAAAGAAACCUGAAGAAGCACCAGUACAAGUUCCUCAACCAGUUGAAGAACAAGAAAAAAUCGUUGAAGAAAAGACUGAAGAAACGAUUACUCUCAAACGAGGUAAGAAGGUUGUUAAACCUGAAGAAGAAAAGCCUGAGCAAGUUGUUCUUAAACCAGUUAAACGUGAUACAAUUCCUGAAGAGAAAGAAAAAGAGGAAGUUCAGCUAAAACCAAUUCCUAAGCAAGAAAAGCCUAAUGAGACUGAACUUAAACCUUUGGAAGCAAAACCAAUUCCAGAGAAGCCUGAAGAAACAACUGAAAAAACUACUCAAGACGUGACGAUAACAAAGAAAAAGAAGACAAUAACAGUAGCCGAGAAAGCUGUAGAAAUCCAAGAAGAAAAGGUGGAAGAACGUCGGCCAAUGGAAGUAGAUAUCAUCACUCAAAAACGCGAAGAUACCGUCGAAGAAGUAGAGCGUACUGAAAAACGCACGCGAAGACAAAAAAUAAAAAUGGACAUUCCAAUUCCCGAUAAAGAUGUAGCGCCAAGAUUUAUUCAAAAACUUCAGCCAGUAAUAGCCGAAGCAAAUAAACCAGCUAAAUUCACUUGUACCGUAGUCGGACACCCAACACCCGCAAUUACCUGGUACCGAAAUGAACAAGAACUUCAUGCUACUGAAAGAUACAUCAUGACUGUUGUUGAAACAACAGCAUCUUUAGAAAUUAUCAAGGUUACUGAAGAAGAUGUUGGAAUGUAUACAUGCCGAGCUUCAAAUCCCGCUGGCAAUGCCUUCUCAACAGUCAAUCUCGUCAUCUUUGAAAAAGAAGAAGAAGGAAUAGCUCCACACUUCGCAACACCAAUAAAGCCUCUCAUGGUCCAAGAACACCAACCAGCGACUUUAGAAUGUGUCGUUACAGGUACUCCAGCACCGGAAGUUAAGUGGUACCGCAAAGAAAAAGAAAUCAAACCUCAAAAGGGUACUGAGAUAACGUUUAAUCCAGAAACUGGUGAAGCUAAGUUGACAAUUAUUGAACCAACUCCUGAAGACGAAACAAUUUAUCGUGUCCGAGCGGUCAAUAAAUUUGGACGAGCUGAAUGCCGUGCUAAUUUACUUAUUAGCAACGCGGCUGUUGUUGCCAAACCUGCAGUAAUGCAUGCGCCCAGAAUCACUAAACCAGUUCCUGCUUUGAUUGCGACCAAGAGUAAGCCUUUAGUACUGACUGCAGAGUUCGAAAGUACACCUAAGCCCGAAGUUAAAUGGUUCAAAAAUGGCGUAGAGUUAGCUCCGACCGAUAAUCGAGUCAUCACGAUUUACGAAAAUAUUUCGGAGCUAACGAUUUCUGAUGUUACAAAGAAGGAUUCCGGAAAGUAUGAGAUCCGAGUACAAAAUCCCGUGGGCGAGGCAAGAAGCUCUGGGUCUGUGACUGUAAGAGACCGCGAAGAAGUUAUUGAUGAGACUGAAGACAGACCAAAAGCUCCAUGGUUUGUCAAACCACUGCGACCUCAAAUUGUUAGCGUCGGAGAAGUCGUUAUCAUGGAGGCCGUUGUUGACUCUUAUCCUACGGCAUCAUUCCAAUGGUUUCAUGACAAUAAACCUCUAGAAUCUUCUCCAGCAGUGAGGAUUGUCACUAAAGAAAACAGAUCAGUACUGCUGGUCAAAGAGAUCAAACCAGAAGAAGCCGGUGGCUAUACAUGCCGAGCUGAGAAUGUCGUCGGCUCGGUUACAUGCACAGCCAGUGUUAAUAUAAUGGAAACCACCUGGGAAGAAACCACCGAAUUGAUAUCACCGACGUUCGUUAAAAAGCUCUCACCAGUACGCGUGAUGGAUGGCGAGAGUGUUGAUCUAACCUGCACCGUCAAAGGGAAACCAACACCUAAAAUUCACUGGUACCACGAUGACAAGCCCAUCAAAGAAGGCAAAGAGAUUACUAUUUUACAGGACACUGAAGGGGUCUGUAGUCUUGCUAUCACCGAAAUAUUUCCGGAAGAUGCUGGAGAGUACACUUGUCGCGCUGUUAAUCCUGUUGGCGAGGCUGUUUGUACUACAUCACUUGUUGUUGAAGCGUACGAGUAUGUUCCGGACUCAGAGAUUGCUUCUUCAGCAGUUGCUGGAUCACUUAUAAGUGGCUCUGAGGAAGACUUACUAUCUCCAAAGGAGGCUCCUCUAUCAGACACCGAUACAGAGGAAUCAGCACCGGAGAUAAUUAAAACACUUCCUCAGUUAAUUCCAGCAAAAGAUGGAGAAUUGACUCGAUUGGAAGUAAAAGUGAAAGGUAAACCAAAGCCAGAAGGUAAAUGGUACAAACAAGGUAUUGAAAUAAAAUCAUCAGAAGAAUUUCAAAUAGAAGAGUUUGAAGAUGGGACAUCUGUAUUAACAAUUGCUGAGACUUACCCUGAUGAUACUGGAGAAAUUGUCUUCGAAGCGCUCAAUCCUCUGGGCGUUUCUACUACCACAGCAUAUUUAUCCGUAGAAGGAAUCCUUGGAACAAAGGAAUACAGAAAACCAGAAUGGGUAACGCAAAUGGAAGAGAUGCAAGAAGCAUUGCGAGCUAGUCAACAGAUUCCGCGGUUCAUUCAAGAGAUAACUGACAUUUAUACAGAAGCUGGUCAAAAGGUUGUUUUCGAAACAAUUUAUUCAGGACAUCCAGCUCCAGUCGUCGUAUGGUUCAAAGAUGAUAAAAUGAUUGCAAGUACAAAGAACGUCAAGGUGAAACUUAGUGAAGAAGAAAAGAAGACAUCAGUUCUUAUUUUACAUGCUACUCCUGAGGACGAAGGAACUUAUGUUUGCAAAGCUACUAGUGACAUUGGAUUAGCAACAACGAAAGCUAAAUUACGAGUAUCUGGUACUUAUGAAACUGGCGAUGAUAACUGGGAGGUUGAAGAGCAGCCAGAAGAAGUUCCUGAAGAAAAACCGAAGAGGAAGAAGAGAUUGGAGAUGAAGAGAGCUAAAGAAACUAAAGAGAAAAUGAAAGCUCUUAAAGUUAGAGUUGAAAAAAGAAAGGAUGCGCUCAAGGAGAAAGCAACGGCUAGUGAACAGCCUGAUGAUAAGAGCAUCGUAGACGUGGAAGAGACGCAAGUUCUCGAGUCUACAGACGUAAUUGAACAUGAAGCUUUUGAAACUACUAAGGCACAUCGUGUUAUCUCGGUACAAGAGCCAGUAAUAACGGAAGCAACAGCUUCAUUGAAGAAAGUUGACGAAAAAACACAAAAGAUUGUGCCGAGACGUGAAGAUCGAGCUCGGCCAGUUGUUUUAGAGCAAGAGGCUUUGGUCGUUGGCUCGGAAAUAGUCACUCAAGACACGACAGCUGACUUUAAGAUCCAAUCUACGACAGAUCGUGCUCAAGUUACUUCUGAAACUUUCGAAACUGUCUCCGUAUCUGAAGUCCAUACUGAGUCAAGUGUCCAAGAGAUCAAGCGGACUGAUUCUAAGACACGAAGAGCUAAAAAGACGGUAGUGAGUAGCCAAGAAGGCGUCGUUGAGGUUCGCCAGACGCAGGUUGAAGAAUUCCUUGAUGAGAAACCGAAGAAGAAGAAAGACCGAAAACGGGAUGUAGUUGAAGUUACUAUUGAAGAAGUAAUCAAAGAGCAAAAAGUUAAUCUUCUAAGAGCUGUUGAAGAGAUUAUGGAACUGCUCAACGUCAGGGAAUUCGGACCUGGUGAAUCUCCGCUACGUGAACUCGCUACCAUUGGAUUCUUAGUCAGCCAUGGAGUUCCGGUUAGUGAAAUAAAUGAAGCUCUCUACAGAACUGACCAAUUCCCAGCAUUGAGAACUCCAGAUGCACAGAAUGCUCUAGUGCAGUUGGUCGAGAGAGAAGGUCACGGUGCAUUGAUUACUCAAGUUCUUACUGAAGAAACUACAACAGACGAAGCUAUCGUUGCUGCUACUGUUGGUUUCCGAGCUUUCAUGAGAAUGGUCGAACUUAUUCACACUACUGUUGAAGAAGUCAUUACUCAUUUUGCUCCCGAAGACUUUCGUCCAAGAGCAUGGGAGGUUACUGAAAUCACUGAGGCUGAAGUUGAGGAACAUAUGACUGAAAGAGUAUCCGUCGUCCAAACUACAGAGGUCCGCGUAAUGGAGAAACGUGAGGAGAAAAAAGCGAUCCUGAAGCAAGAUGUUCGAGAAAUUAAAGAAUACGAGGACACUCAGCUAGUACACGAAACACUGCACAAAGAAAUAAAACCAGAAGAACACGGGUCUCGAGUGGUUGAGGACACACAAGAACAGGAUAGGGAAAGUAUUGAUAUUGAGGAGGAAACUGUUGUUACUGAGCGCGAUGAGGGUAGAUUAGUUAGGAAAAAGCCGAAAAAAGAGCAAAGAAGAGAGAAAAAAGAAGAUGAAGUUGUGGUAGUUGAGGAAGAAGAAAUAGUAACGAGAAAAAUUAAGAAACCGCAGAAAAAACAGAAGGAAGAAAUAGAGAUUGAGAUUGAGGAAGAAGAAAUAAUUGAAGAGGAAGAAGAAGGAGAGAAACGUAAGAAAAUAUUGAAAGCCAAAAGACCGAAGAAAGGCGAAGAAGAAAUUGAUUUCGAAGAAGUUGAAGAUUUUGAAACGGUAAGAGACAAAGCAGUGUCAUCUGUGCCUGUUAAUACUUCGGUACAGAGUCAUGAAGUUGUUGCGUUAACGAGAACUGCCGAACAAGCUCCUGGAAAACCGGAAAGUGAAAAAGCUAGAGUUACUUUGGAUACAGUGAACGCAUUGGUGGAACAAUAUGUACCGGUUCAAGAGAGUGAAGAUAAAAUUAGCAAGGUAAAACCAGAUGAGAAGAAAGCUUUAGUAUCGGUAGCUCCAGUUGAACCUUUCUCUAUUACGGAAACAACUGUUCAGGGCUCGCAUGGAGAAUUUAAGGGUACUUUUAAGCCAACAACUUUCGAAGCUACACCUGGAUUUGUUACGAAGCCUAAAGAAAGUCUUCAAGUUACGGAAACACUUGCGAAUGAUGCUAAAACUACUGGAUUAGAUUUGAAGCAAGCUUUGACGACGCAAAAAGCUGAAGUUGCUUUGACUCUACAGGAAGCGACUACUGUAAGUGAAACUACGGUAAACCAAGGCGAAGUUCCCACUCAAGACUUUGUUGCUCCGACUGCAGUGACUGCUGAAGACACAAUGCUACCAAACAUCAGUCUUUCUAUUUACGAAGUAAACGAGGCUGUUACUGAAGAUAAAUUGGAGCCUACUAAGACUAUUUCUGCUAAGCCACGGGUUAAUAUAAGUGCUGUAGAACCUUUGACUAUUGAAGAAGUCCAAACUGAAGACAAGCCUGGAAAGUAUUAUCCGGAAUUAUUUGUUCCAACUGAAAUAGCAACGACGACAGUCGUGUCACAGAAACGUGUUAUUACUGAAGAGACUCAUGCACCGGAAAAAGAGGGAGAAUAUGUGCCUGGAAGAUUACCAGCUGGUCAGAAAGCUCAGGUUGGUGUUUCUGAAGGCGGUGAAGCGCCGAUGAUUGGAGAACAUCCGAUACAGGAAAUGGAAGGUGUCUUUGUUCCUGGCAGGAAAGCUGACACUUUUGAAGCUGAAACUAAUGUCAAUGUUUUGGAAAGCGUUACGGUUUCUACGGUUGAGACUCAACAUCAAGAAGUUAAUCUUGUUGUUGAAGAAGCGAAGAAAGCUGUGGCUGAUCUGAAUGUUGUUGAGAAGAGUUCAGUAUUUACUAUGGAAACUGUUACAUCUGAAAGAGAAGUCGAAUAUAAACCAGAAGAGCAACCGUCAGUUAAAACAGCUGAUAGUUCAAUACUUCCUUUAGAGAUCGGAAGUAUUUCCAGUACUAUUGUCCAAGAGUCUGAGGGUAUAUAUAAUGAACAAGUGAGACCAACAUCAGCAAUCGCAGAAACCAGUCUCCGCCCAGAAGAACACGUAACGGUUUCUCAAGUAGAGACCGCUGAUUUGCCGUCUAAAUUCAGCGAAGAUCUGAAGUACAUCACGGAAAGUGGAACUGUUUCUGUACAACUGACUGAAGCGAAAGUAAUCCAAGAGACUUUUACGCAUGAUCGUGAAGAAAAGUUUGAAGACUCCGUUAAACCGGAAGAAAAAAUAGUAGAUAUGAUUUAUGAUUCUGUUAAAGGUAUUGAAAUAUUUCAGACGACUUCCGUAGACAAAGAAGGUCAUUUAGAAAUUUAUGAGAUGCCUGAGAGCCAUCGAGGUAAAAUGGUUCCAACUCAUUCUGUCAUUUCCUUCCAGGUUGAGGAGACUCAACCUGAAGAUAAUGUAGGGAAGCUUGAUAAAUUAGUCCCAAUUACUGGAAAAGCUAAAGUUGGGCAUGAUAAUUUAGUUGAAACUGUGGUAGAUAUCACAGUUGUUGAUGAAGGGUUGAAACCUGUAGAAAAAGAUCAAGUACCUGAGUCAAAGUUCGCUGAAGUUGGAUUGAAUGAAGUAGAAAGUGUAAAGACAACAGAAAUUAUUGUGAACGAAACUGAGGAAGAUUACAGAAGUGUCACUAAAAUGGAGAGUGUGUUUGCAACAACAGGUUUCACUACACAAUCUGCUAUUGAAUUGCAAGAAGUGCGAACUGAAUCACCAACUGGAGAAAUACCUGAAGAAGUUCGUGCAAGUGGAACUGCUCAAACAUCUGCAGUGCCACUAGAGUCAGUUACUGUUAAUCUUCAAGAAGUUGCUGAAAAAGAAGAUAUUUAUACUGAAGACAUCAGACCUGAGUCUAAAACAGCUAGCAUUGAUUACACUGAAACAAGAUCAGGUGCAAGUGUUCUAGAAGUUUUGACUCAUGAUCUGGAGAACACGUAUCGACCGGAUGAGAAACCACGAGAUUUUACGGCUUCGAGUUCGAUUGACAGUCGGACGAUAGCUAUGAAAUCUGAAGUCCUGAUUGAACAAAGUGCAGGUAAGAUGUCUGAUGAUAAACCUAAGACUGCGAAGGCAUUUGGAACUCAAGAAGCACUUGAUGAGUUGGUUGUUGUUGAAACUAACAUUGCGGAGACUGAGAAACCGAGAUUUGAAGAAGCAAAACCAGUUGAACAAAAAGCUCAAGUCGAUAUUACGACUUCAGAAAAUGUAUCGGUGAUGGAAAUCACGGCGGUUCAUGCUGAAGAGACUUUACAUACUGAAGACGACGUCUCUGAGAAGACAAUUACAAUGAACUUAACGUCGACUCAUGAAGUAGCACAAACUGAAGAGACAGUUGUUGCCAAUAAUAUUGAUUCACUGUCUGAAGUAAAACCGAAAACAGAAAGCGCUAUAUUGCAUCAAAGUGGCUUAGAGAUAGUUCAGCAGACAGAGUUAACGGUUUCGGAGAAAGAAUCAGUACUUUUGGAAGAUGUUAAACCGGAUUUGAAGAAUGUUAAUGUCAGUUUCACGGAAGGCGAAAGUGUACAAGUACUAUUGACAAAUUCAGAAGACAAAGAAGGUCGACUAGAAGAUCAAGUUAAGCCCAAAAGCUUUGAGGCAUCAAUAGACUUUGAAGUUCAAGGUGUUGCUUCGCAGUAUGAAGUAAUGAGUGACACUGGAGUUAGUGAAUUUACAUCAGAAGUUCCAAAAGACGCGAAACCAUCAGAGACUUUACUUCUCUAUGAAACUGCAGUCGCGGAAGAAAUUCAAACGCGUGAGACUGAAGCUCCUUUGACGGAAAUCCAACCGGGCAAUCGAUUAGCUGAGUUGUUGUUCGAAAUAGGCGAAGGUAUUCUCGUGUCUACUGUGGAAACUGGAGACAAAGAGAGACCUCUUGAAGAACUCGAGAAACCAGAAAACAAAUCAGCAACCUUUGAUUUCGAAUCACAUCCAGUUGCUGAAGCUUUAGAGACUAUUGCUCAAGAUGAUGCAGGAGAGUUUAAACCAGAAGAAACUCAGUCAGCUACUGCAUUAAUGGAUCAUGUUGCACACAAGAGUAUAGUAACAAUUGAAACAUCUGUUGGAGAUCGAGAAGGAUUUAUGGAUGAUUUUGUUAAGCCUGAAGAGAAAGUCGUUGAUGUUGCAUUUGAAGAAGCUAAGAUCUGUUUGAAUAUUACGGAAACAAUUUCAUCUGAAAAAGAGAAAGAGUAUGUGGGCAAAGAAGAUGUGAUGACAGAGAAAGCAACGUUUAACUUCGAUGCUCAUAAAGUAGCUGAACUUACUGAAGUCACGACAUCUUCAAUAACUGAUGAAUUGAAAGAAAAGGCUCCAACUUCAGCAAUUGCUAAAGAAGAACGUCUACCAUUUGAAGGAGUUAUUCAAACAGAAGCUGUGAUCUCCGAAAAAGAAAAAGAAUUUUCUGAAAGUCCAAUAAUUGCUACAAACAAAGCAGACAUAAUAAUUGGAGAUAAAGGAAAUGUUUCAAGUGUUUCUGAAGUUAUGAUAGUUGACAAAGAGGGCUCACUGAAAAUUCCUGAGAAACCGGAAGAACGAAGAGCUUCUAUAGACAUGACAGGACAUUCAAUAGCUGAGAAAAUUGAAGUUAAUGUUGACUCAAGUACGGGAGUCUUUGGAGAACUUCAAAAGGUAUCAGCUUCUGCUAUUCCAUCGCAGAUUCCACUAGAGCCUGUCGUACAAACUGAAACUCAACCAUCAGAAUCUGAAGGUUUGUUAACGAAAGAUAAAAAACCAAUUAAAGCUCUUGCUGAUUUAUCUGUCGUUGAAGAUCAAAGUAUUGAAGUUACCAUGGUAACGAUGGAAGACAAAGAAUCUGAUUAUUUACCAAAAGAUUUACCCGAGAGUAGAGUUGCAGACAAAGCAUUUGUUGGUGGACACUUGGUAGCAGAAACUACUGAACACGUGGUCGAUUUCAGUACUCAAAUUAUUACUGAAGAAAAACCUGAAGUAUCGACUGCUAUUUUAGAUCAGAUUACUUUCAAUCCAUUGACCAGUUCUCAAAUGAUUAUUGGAGAAACCGAAGAUCAAUUUAUACCGGAUGUCAAACCAGAAGAUCACACUGCUAAGAUUGAUAUUGAAUUUGGGCGCAGCACUGUAACAAUUUCUCAAGUUACUACAGGCGAUAAAGAGACCACGUAUACACCAGAAAUAUUCCCCGGUGAGAAAGCUGCUUCUAUGAAUAUCGAUCUAACUCAUGAGAUUGCUGAAACAACGGCUACAAAUGUUCAAGACGCUCUUGGUGAUGUUGAAAGUAUGAAACUUGAUACAGUAAAAGCAAUAACGAGCCAAGAAGUUUUUAGAAGUCUUCAAAUAUCUCAAGAAAUUCCUCAAGACAAAGAAUCAAUAUUUGAGGGUAAGUUUAAAGCAGAUGUAAAAGAUGUUAAAGUGACUGUCGAGGAAGGAAAAGGAGUAACAAGUGUUACUGAAAUUACAACUGAAGCUAAAGAAGGUAUUCUUGAUAACCUAAUUCACCCUGAAGCACGAGAAGCUGUACCUGCUUUAACUUCAGGUCAUGAAGUGGCUGAACAAACGGAAGUGAUAGCUGAUUUACUUGUUGGACAAGUAGAGGCACUUCAAACUACUCCCGCUACUGCGAAAAUUGGUCAGAAGCCUUACGAAACAGUUCAAUUAAUUGAAGAAUUCCUGGGUGAACGAGAAAGCGACCGCGUUGAUGUAAAAACGGUAACAUCAAGCGCUAAAGUCGCUGUAGAUGAACAGAGUUCAGUAAUUGUUGCAACCACGAUCACACAAGAUGUUGAAGAAGAGCUUCUGGUUCCAAGAAAACCUAAAGAAGAAAUAGCAAAACCCGGAGUUGAGAGUAAAGAGGUAGCUCAGCAGAGUGAAGUGAUGCCGAAGGAAGGUAUUGAAGAGCUCUUAGUAACAAAACCAACAGAAGCAGCAGCUAAAGAGACACAAGGAACAUUUGAAAGUGUCAAUGUCAUUCAAGCAAUACCCGAAGAACUGGGUUCAGACUUUAAAGGCAAGUUUAGACCUGAUGAACGGAGUGCUGAUGUUUCAUUCGUCGAAGGCAAGAGUCUGACUAUUAAUGAAGUUAUGAUUCAAGAUAAAGAAGGUCCUGUAACGAUUGCCAAACACAUUGAAGGCUUUGCAGAAGUAAAGCUGACAAGGGUGGGACAAGAUGUUGCACAGAAGACUGAAGUUAUUGUCGAUCAGAGCACAGGAUCAAUUGCACCGUUUGAAAUUGAUUCAAGGAAAGCUCGCCCUAUACAAGAUACAUUAGAAUCUGUGAUCAUUGAAGAAGUUCCAGCUGGAGAAACUGAAGGCAAUUUUGUUGAUUAUCCUAAGACUAUUUCUAGUAAAAUCACUCCGACGUUUGAAGAGGGACACAGUGUAUCUAUCACUGAAGUAACUUCUGGCGAGCGUGAAAAAGUUCUUGAAGAACAGAAAUUACUUGAAUCUCGUACAGCUGAGACAACGGUGAUUAUGGAGCAUGGUAGUAUUUUAACGACGGUAGUAGACUCAAGUGUCGAUGUGAAGACUGAAGUUCCUGUAGAUGAGAGAAUACCGCAAACUGCUAUUCCAAGUCAAGACACUUUUGAAAGUGUCUCAGUGUCAGAAAAUAUUAUUGAAGAGUCUGAAAAUUCAUUUGAAGGUCAAUUCAAACCUACUACUCAGACAGCUGUCAUCGAUAUUCAAGAAGUUAAAUCGUUUCAAGUAUCAGAAACAAUGUCAGAAUAUAAAGAAGAAAGCUUUGAAGGUGCUCCAAAGAUUCAUACAGUUCAAGCUAAACCAGAAUUUAGUUUUCUUGAAACUGUACAGAAAUCUCAAGUGGAAGCAAUUCAUAGCAUCGGUGAAGUGAAAGAUAAAACGACAAUUACAUCGCAGGCUACUAUGACUCAAACGACCAUGGAAUCAGUUAUUGAAACAGAAACGAUGACAAGUGAAAGAGAAGAUACGUUUGAAGGCAAAUUUAAACCGGAAGAGCAUAAAGGCAUAGCACAGAUGGAAGGUCUUAGCACAGUUACAAUAAUGGAAAUUUUAUCAAAUGAAAUUGAAGAUACGUUGGCAGUUGAUCAAAAGCCAAAGGACAGAAAAGCAUUACCAAAUAUCACGGGACGAGAAGUAGCCGAGACAAUGGAAGUAGAAACUAUUGUGGGUCCUGAAGAGUUUGAAAAAUUCAAAGGGCCUGAGGAACAACGAGGUCAACCUGGUCUCGAAGAGCACUCAUCUAUAAAUGUUUCUCAAAUAGUAUCUAAUGAAGUUGAAGAAGAGUUACCUAGCCCCGAAGUACCAAAAGAAAAGAAAGCUGAACCUAAUUUAUUGGGUAGGGAGAUAGCAGAAUCUAUUGAAGUAACAACUCAUUUAAGUACGGAAGACUUUUCAGUCCCACAAGCACCUGAAGGUCAUAAGGGUAAACCCGGAAUCGAUGAAAUGACAUCUGUUAUAGUUUCUCAGACGAUAUCAAAUGAAACUGAAAAUAUUUUAUCAUCAAUACAAGCACCAACAGAAGUCACAGCUCAACCUAAUCUCUUUGGCCGUGAAACUGCUGAAACUAUUCAAAUAACUACAGUUUCUAAUGCUCAAGAAUUAAUUGCCGAAACUAAUCCUGAAGAACAACGAAUUAAACCUCGUUUAGAUGAAUUCUCUUCAUUGAUUGUAUCAACAGCAUUCUCUAAUGAAGGAGAAAUGGCGUUACCAAGUCCCGAAGUUCCAACGGAAAAAACUGCACAGCCAAGUCUUCUUGGUCGUGAAAUUGCUGAGACUAGUCAAGUAUUAACGAUGAUUAUUGCACAAGAUUUGGCAAGUUCCAAAUUACCGGAGACAGCUAAAGGAGUACCUGGUGUUGAUAUGUUAACAUCUGCUAUCGUUUCUCAAACUCUAUCAAACGAACUUGAAGAACAGCUUCCUGGUCAAGAAGUGCUAAAUGAAAAGACUGCUCAGCCUCAAAUAUCUGGCAGAGAUAUUGCUACGACUUCACAGAUUAUUACAUUGACUAGUACCGAAGAAUUUAUAAGUUCAAUAAAACCCGAAGGACAAGAAGGAAUACCGAAUGUUGAAGAAUUCAAAUCAGUUACAGUAUCUCAAGUUAUUUCUAAUGAACUUGAAGAAAAAUUACCAAGUGCCGAAAGUCCUAGUGAAAGCUUAGCGAAGUUUAGUUUGUCUGGCAGAGAAGCCGCUGAGACAAUUCAAGUUACUACUGUUUCAAAUACUCAAGAAUUUGUAAGAGAAAAAGCUCCAGAAGGUCAAACAGUACGACCAACUGUCGAUGAAUUAACUUCUUUGACAGUUAGUCAAGUUAAUACGAAUGAAGUUGAAGAUAUUCUUCCGAGUGCUGAAGCUCCAAUAGAAAAAACAGCUCAAACAAACAUCUUGGGUAGGGAAGUAGCAGAAAAAAGCGAAAUCAUGACAGUUACGACUACUGAAAAAUUAGUUGAACGACAAAAGCCCGAAGAACAGCAAGGAAAACCUGAGUUUGAGGGAUUAAGCACGGUGACAGUUUCUGAAGUUGUUUCAAAUGAAGUAGAAAAUAUUCUGCUUGAAAAUGAAAAGCCGAAGGAAUAUACGGCAAUGAAACAAAUGGAUAGUAUCGAAGUUGCCGAGACAACUGAAGUGAUCACAGUUACGUCAACAGAAAAAUUACAAAAGCAGGCAGUCCCUGAAGAGCAACGAGGCAAACCGAAUCUCGAAGAACUUGUUUCUUUAACAAUAUCUGAAAUAACUCAAGGAGAAACUGAAGAUGUUCUUCCUUCGCCAGACGUUCCAACAAAACAACUAGCAGACUCUAGUCUAAUCAGUCGUCCGGUUGCUGAAAAAUCUCAAGUUCUCACUACUACAACUACAGAAGAGCUCCUCAGUGCGCCGAAACCUGAAGAAAAGAAAGCUGUGCCUGAACAGGUUCCAUUCCAGAUAUUCGAACAAACUAUUCAACAGACUCAAGAGACCGAGUCUAUGUUAACAAUCUCAAAAAAAGCUGCAUCAGCUCAGGCUGAAGUAUCAAUAAAAACAUCGAAAAGUGUAGAAGUUACUCAGGUUGUAGCCAAUGAAAAAGAAUCUAAAGAAGUAAUUAAAGGUAUGGCUAGUGAAGUUAAUGCUCAACCAGACAUUAUGGAGAGCCAGGUAGCCGUGACAUCAGAGAUCUUACCCAAGUCUACUGUUUCUGAGUUUGAUGUCGAUAAACCAGAUAUGAAGACCGCGCGAAAAGUAGAUGAAGAAAAGAGAAGUGUCAUUGUAACAGAUUUCGGAACGUUCGAAGAAUUUGAAUCAGAGUAUCCUGAGUCCAUUAAGCCAUUCUCAAAGUCAGCCACAGUUACCUACGAGUCUGACCAUCUGGAGCAAGUUAUUGAAACAACAGAAGCACCAGUCCAUGAUUAUAUACAACCUACAAUACAUGAUACACCCAUACACGAAUACACUACUGAUAGAACACAGCCACAGGUGGAAUCAGAUACUGAAGUUACUGAAGAAUACACGACAACAUUUAGGCGAGGUAGCAGAGACGACAAUACCUCAGCUAUUAAAACAAAGAAAACUAUAAUUAGAAAGAAGAAGCAAUCAGAAGAUGAAAGCGAUAAUGUUGUUGUUAUUGAAGAGGAAUUAGAUGAUAUUAAAUCAAAAUUGCCAUCGAUACCAAAGAAACAAUUUAUGCCAAUUGAAGAAGUUACUGGGGUAUUUGAAACUGACGAAACUACUCCUUCAGUGAUUGAAGAAAUCGAAGAAAUUCCGGAAGAAACCAACGAUACUGUUGGAAAGAUUAAUGUAGUUGAGAUUCAAGAAGAUAAUAAAAAGAAAAAGAUAACAAAAAAGAAAGUUAUAAAAAGAAAUAGAAAAGGUCAAAAACUCAUGACUGAAGAAACUACGGUUGAAGAAGACGGUAAAAGUCCAAUUAUAACUGAAGUACCGAUGUCCUUUGACGAUGAUCUGAGUGAGGAUGAGAUAACGGCUGCGAUAAGACUACAUGAAACGAAACAGGAAAUAAAUGAUGAAAAGCCUAAUAAAACGGAUCAACCAACAGAACGAGAGGAGACUCGGGAAGAAGUUACAAUUACUGAAGAAGUAACAAAAACUGGUAAACCAAGGAAAAUUAUAAAAAAGAAAGUUAUAAGAAAAAGCGGACGAAAACUACAAGUAACAGAAGAGCAGACUAUUGAGGAGGAAGGCAAAACUCCAAUUACAACUGUUAUUGCAAAACCAGAGGAAGAAAUAAUUCCUGAGGAGACAACAGACGUGAUUCCAGCAAUAGAGCGUGUUCGUCCAAUUGAGCGUGAAGAAGUUCGUGAAGAAGUAACGGUUACUCAAGAAACUACCAAGACUGGUAAGCCCCGUAAAAUCACAAAGAAGAAAAUCAUUCGAAGAAAAGGUCAAAGACAGCAAGUUACAGAAGAACAAACGAUUGAGGAAGAAGGUAAAGCUCCAGUUACAACUGUUGUCGCAAAACCAGAGGAGGAAAUAAUUCCUGAGGAGACAACAGGCGUGAUUCCAGCAAUAGAGCGAUUCCAACCUAUCGAACGCGAAGAAGUUCGUGAAGAAGUAACAGUUACUCAAGAAACCACCAAGACUGGUAAACCACGGAAAAUCACGAAAAAGAAGAUUAUUCGAAGAAAAGGUCAAAGACAGCAAGUUACAGAAGAACAAACGAUUGAGGAAGAAGGUAAAGCUCCAGUUACAACUGUUGUCGCAAAACCAGAGGAGGAAAUAAUUCCUGAAGAGACAACAGGCGUGAUACCAGCAAUAGAGCGUGUGCAACCUAUCGAACGCGAAGAAAUUCGUGAAGAAGUAACAGUUACUCAAGAAACCACCAAGACUGGUAAACCACAGAAAAUCACGAAAAAGAAGAUUAUUCGAAGAAAAGGUCAAAGACAGCAAGUUACGGAAGAACAAACGAUUGAGGAAGAAGGUAAAGCUCCAGUUACAACUGUUGUUGCAAAACCAGAGGAGGAAAUAAUUCCUGAAGAGACAACAGGCGUGAUACCAGCAAUAGAGCGAUUCCAACCUAUUGAACGCGAAGAAGUUCGUGAAGAAGUAACAGUUACUCAAGAAACCACCAAGACUGGUAAACCACAGAAAAUCACGAAAAAGAAGAUUAUUCGAAGAAAAGGUCAAAGACAGCAAGUUACGGAAGAACAAACGAUUGAGGAAGAAGGUAAAGCUCCAGUUACAACUGUUGUUGCAAAACCAGAGGAGGAAAUAAUUCCUGAAGAGACAACAGGCGUGAUAACAGCAAUAGAGCGAUUCCAACCUAUUGAACGCGAAGAAGUUCGUGAAGAAGUAACAGUUACUCAAGAAACCACCAAGACUGGUAAACCACGGAAAAUCACGAAAAAGAAGAUCAUUCGAAGAAAAGGUCAAAGACAGCAAGUCACGGAAGAACAAACGAUUGAGGAAGAAGGUAAAGCUCCAGUUACAACUGUUGUCGCAAAACCAGAGGAGGAAAUAAUUCCUGAGGAGACAACAGGCGUGAUUCCAGCAAUAGAGCGAUUCCAACCUAUUGAACGCGAAGAAGUUCGUGAAGAAGUAACAGUUACUCAAGAAACCACCAAGACUGGUAAACCACGGAAAAUCACGAAAAAGAAGAUUAUUCGAAGAAAAGGUCAAAGACAGCAAGUUACGGAAGAACAAACGAUUGAGGAAGAAGGUAAAGCUCCAGUUACAACUGUUGUUGCAAAACCAGAGGAGGAAAUAAUUCCUGAAGAGACAACAGGCGUGAUAACAGCAAUAGAGCGAUUCCAACCUAUUGAACGCGAAGAAGUUCGUGAAGAAGUAACAGUUACUCAAGAAACCACCAAGACUGGUAAACCACGGAAAAUCACGAAAAAGAAGAUCAUUCGAAGAAAAGGUCAAAGACAGCAAGUCACGGAAGAACAAACGAUUGAGGAAGAAGGUAAAGCUCCAGUUACAACUGUUGUCGCAAAACCAGAGGAGGAAAUAAUUCCUGAAGAGACAACAGGCGUGAUACCAGCAAUAGAGCGUGUGCAACCUAUCGAACGCGAAGAAAUUCGUGAAGAAGUAACAGUUACUCAAGAAACCACCAAGACUGGUAAACCACGGAAAAUCACGAAAAAGAAGAUUAUUCGAAGAAAAGGUCAAAGACAGCAAGUUACGGAAGAACAAACGAUUGAGGAAGAAGGUAAAGCUCCAGUUACAACUGUUGUUGCAAAACCAGAGGAGGAAAUAAUUCCUGAAGAGACAACAGGCGUGAUAACAGCAAUAGAGCGAUUCCAACCUAUUGAACGCGAAGAAGUUCGUGAAGAAGUAACAGUUACUCAAGAAACCACCAAGACUGGUAAACCACGGAAAAUCACGAAAAAGAAGAUCAUUCGAAGAAAAGGUCAAAGACAGCAAGUCACGGAAGAACAAACGAUUGAGGAAGAAGGUAAAGCUCCAGUUACAACUGUUGUCGCAAAACCAGAGGAGGAAAUAAUUCCUGAAGAGACAACAGGCGUGAUACCAGCAAUAGAGCGUGUGCAACCUAUCGAACGCGAAGAAAUUCGUGAAGAAGUAACAGUUACUCAAGAAACCACCAAGACUGGUAAACCACAGAAAAUCACGAAAAAGAAGAUUAUUCGAAGAAAAGGUCAAAGACAGCAAGUUACGGAAGAACAAACGAUUGAGGAAGAAGGUAAAGCUCCAGUUACAACUGUUGUCGCAAAACCAGAGGAGGAAAUAAUUCCUGAAGAGACAACAGGCGUGAUACCAGCAAUAGAGCGAUUCCAACCUAUCGAACGCGAAGAAAUUCGUGAAGAAGUAACAGUUACUCAAGAAACCACCAAGACUGGUAAACCACGGAAAAUCACGAAAAAGAAAAUUAUUCGAAGAAAAGGUCAAAGACAGCAAGUUACGGAAGAACAAACGAUUGAGGAAGAAGGUAAAGCUCCAGUUACAACUGUUGUUGCAAAACCAGAGGAGGAAAUAAUUCCUGAAGAGACAACAGGCGUGAUACCAGCAAUAGAGCGAUUCCAACCUAUUGAACGCGAAGAAGUUCGUGAAGAAGUAACAGUUACUCAAGAAACCACCAAGACUGGUAAACCACGGAAAAUCACGAAAAAGAAGAUCAUUCGAAGAAAAGGUCAAAGACAGCAAGUCACGGAAGAACAAACGAUUGAGGAAGAAGGUAAAGCUCCAGUUACAACUGUUGUCGCAAAACCAGAGGAGGAAAUAAUUCCUGAAGAGACAACAGGCGUGAUACCAGCAAUAGAGCGUGUGCAACCUAUCGAACGCGAAGAAAUUCGUGAAGAAGUAACAGUUACUCAAGAAACCACCAAGACUGGUAAACCACGGAAAAUCACGAAAAAGAAGAUCAUUCGAAGAAAAGGUCAAAGACAGCAAGUUACAGAAGAACAAACGAUUGAGGAAGAAGGUAAAGCUCCAGUUACAACUGUUGUUGCAAAACCAGAGGAGGAAAUAAUUUCCGAGGAGACAACAGACUUGAUUCCAGCAAUAGAAGGAGUUCGUCCGAUUGAGCCUGAAGAAGUUCGUGAAGAAGUAACGGUUACUCAAGAAACAUCUCAGACAGGAAAACCAAAAAAGAUAACCAAAAGAAGAAUUAUCCGAAAAAAGGGUCAAAAACAACAAGUGACAGAGGAGCAGACUAUUGAAGAGGAAGGUAAAGCUCCGAUAAAGAGUGUCAUUUCAAAACCCGAGGAAGAUGUUAUUCUUGAAGAAACGACGGAGAUCAUACCUUCAAUUGAAUACGUUAAGCCAACUGACCGUGAGGAAAUCCGUGAAGAAGUUACAGUUACUGAAGAAGUAACGAAAACAGGAACACCAAUGAAAGUUACUAAGAAGAAAACUAUUCGAAAAAAGGGCAAUGAACGACAGGUGACAGAAGAGCAAACUGUUGAAGAAGAAGGAAAGACACCAGUUAAAACUAUUCUUAUUAAGCCAGAAGAAAAUAUUUUGCAUGAAGAUGCAAUAACUCUUUUACCGGUAUUGGAAUAUGACCAAGCCAGCGAGGGCAAAGAAGUACAAGAAGAAGUAAUUGUAACGGAAGUAAAGAGUAUGACUGGCAAACCACGAAAAAUCACAAAGAAAACGAUCGUUCACAAAAAAGAUGAAAAACCAAUUGUUACAGUUGUGCAAACUAUCGAAGAGGCAGGUAAAAUACCAAUAGUUAAUGCAAUAACAAAAUCAUUGGAAUAUGUUGCACCUGAAAAAAGUUCAAAACCUUUAUUAGCCAUUGAUUAUGAAAAACCUGUCGAAAGCGUAGGACAACAAGAAAUCAUCACAGUUACUCAAGAAAUCACCAAGUCUGGUAAGCCUCGUAAAGUUAUUAAGAAAAAAAUAAUACGCAAACAAGGAAACAAGCAACAAGUGACAGUUGAAAAGACUAUUGAAGAAGAAGGUAAAUCCCCUCUAACAAAAGUUAUCGUGGAACCUGAAGAGGAAGUCGUAUUUGAUGAAACGACUGGACCACUUUCUAAUACACUUGAUGAAUCUACUGAAAUAGCAGAAGUCCGUGAAGUAGUCACAAUCGUUGAAGAUACGACUCAAAUCGGCAAACCUCGACGAAUCGUUAAAAAAAAAGUAAUACGCAGAAAGGGUAUGAAACAACAAGUUACCGAAGAACAAACGAUUGAAGAAGAAGGGAAAGCUCCUGUAACAAGAGUAAUUGCUCAACCAGAAGAAGAAAUUAUUCUGGAUGAGACUACUGAACCUCUUCCAACCUUCACUUAUGCAAGACCUGCUCAUCCAGAUGAAGUACGAGAGGAAGUGACUAUCACUCAAGAUACUACAGAAGAAGGCAAACCUCGUAAAGUUACUACAAAAAAAAUUAUUCGACGUCGAGGUAAAAAGCAAAAAGUUAUAGAGGAAAAAAUGAUUGAAGAAGAAGGCAAAGCUCCGGUAGUUGCAGUCAUAAAAAAACCAGAAGAAGAAAUUAUUCCAGAUGAAACUUCUGAACCUCUACCCGAUGAAACAUAUUGUACUGUCACUGUUACUGAAGAAAAAAGUCCUAAAGGUCAUUCAGUUAGUAUAACUAAGAAAAAAAUUGUUCGUAAACGUGGUAAAAGGCAACAGGUUGUUGAAGAAAAAACGACUGAAGAGGAAGGCGAAGCUCCAGUAACAGAAAUUAUAACACUACCCGAAGAAGAGAUUAUUUCUGAUACAAUUAUACAACCACUUUCUGUUCCUCAAUUCGGUGUGCUGUUAGACAGUGAAGAAGUUCGGGAAAUAGUUACUGUUACCGAAGAAACUUCAAAGAUCGGCAAGCCCCAAAAAGUCAUCAAGAAAAAAAUAAUCCGCAAGAAGGGCAAGAAACAACAAGUCACUGAAGAACAAACGAUCGAAGAAGAUGGUAAAGCUCCAGUAAUCACAACAAUCAUUCAACCGGAAGAAGAAAUUAUUUUGGAAGAAAUUACAAAGCCAAUGCCACUUUCAGUUCAUGACAAACUUAUUGACGUUAUAAAAACUUCAGAAGUUCCAGCAGAAAUUCCGGUAACCGAAAUUAUUAUUACAGAAAAAGCUAAAAAAAUUAAGAAAAAAAAGGCUCCAAAGAAAGAUGAAACAGUUGAAGAUCAAGCUUUGGCUCCUGCCGACGUUGAAGUAAUAGAGCAUGACGAAUUCCCUCAAGAAGCUACAAAAAUGUCACCAGAAGAAACACAUGAAAUAGUUACAGUAACUCACCACAAAACAACUAAAGGCAAGCCCGUUAAAGUCACUAAGAAAAAAAUUAUUCGCAAGAAAGAUAACAAACAACAGGUAAUAGAAGAAAAAAUAAUUGAAGAAAAAGAUAAAGCUCCUGUAACCAAAUUCAUUGUUGAACCGGAAGAAGAAAUUAUUUAUGACCGUACAACUGAACUAAUUCCUACUUCAGAAACAGCCGAACCAGUAGAAAAUGAAGAAAUUCAAGAAAUAAUGACAGUUUCUAUGGAAACUGCAGAUACCGGUAAGCCAAGAAAAAUCACAAAGAAAAAAAUAAUUCGUAAGAAGGGUAAGAAACAACAAGUAACUGUAGAAAAAGUGAUUGAAGAAGAAGGAAAAGCUCCAGUGAGAGAAUCUACUGUUGAGCCAGAGGAGGAAAUAAUUUCUGAAGAUUUUGCUGCACCACUGUCAGUUUUUGCCCAUGAAAUGUCAACAGAAAAAGAAGAAAUCCGUGAAGUUGUUACAGUUACAACAGAGUGGACUAAAUUUGGUAAGCCUAAGAAAAUAACAAAGAAAAAAACAAUACGUAAAAAAGGUAAAAAGCAACAAAUUACCGAAGAAAAAACUGUCGAGCAGAAAGGAAAAUCACCGGUGAAAACAGUUACUGUUUUACCAGAAGAAGAAAUUAUUUCUGAAGAAAGUACUUUACCAUUGUCUACUACCGUGCAUGUCCGGCCUUCUGAUCGUGAAGAAGUCCGUCAAGAAGUUACUGUUUCAGAAGAAACUACUGAAGAAGGCAAGCCUCGCAAAAUAACUAGGAAAAGAGUUAUCACCAAAAGAGGUAAAAGAAUUCAAACUUCAGAGGAAAGAGUUAUUGAAGAAGAAGGUAAAGCUCCAGUAUCUGACGUUAUUACUGGUCCAGUUGAGGAAAUUAUUUCUGAUGAAACUCUUGAACCGCUAGCUUUUAUUGAAUUCGAACAACCUAUAACGAUUGAAGAAAUUGAAGAACCUGUUACAGUUACUGAAGAAGUAGUUCUUGAGGAUAAGACUGAUGAAAGUCCAAAGAAAAAAGAUAAGAAACGUCCGAGAGCUGAUAAAAAACCAAUUGAAGCUUCAGAAUCAAUUAUUCCAUCCGAUGAAAUUCCGGAAGAGAUUGAUUCGGGUGUGGAAUCUGUUGAAGCAACUGAGAGCGAAGAAACACGAGAGCUAGUAACAGUUGUUGAAGAAACAACGAUGACUGGUAAGCCUCGACGUGUUGUCAAGAAAAAAAUAAUCCGUAAGAAAGGUAAAAAACAACAGAUAACAGAAGAAAAAACUGUUGAAGAGGACGGAAAAGUUCCAGUUACAGAAAUAAUUGAACAACCAGUAGAAGAAAUUGUGUUGGAAACUAUUGAAACCCUUUCUGAAGAAUCUGUACAGCCGAUCGAGGAAGAAAUUUAUGAAGUCGUUACAGUCUCAGAAGAACCAACGAAGCGAGGCAAAUCUAAGAAAGUAACGAAGAAGACAAUUAUUAAGAAAAAAGGUGCAAAACAGCAGGUAACUGAAAAACAAAUUAUUGAAGAAGAAGGCAAAGCUUCAGUGACAGAAAUUACUGUUCAACCAGAAGAAGAAAUUAUCUCUGAUGAAACAACUCAAUUACUCCCUGAUGUCGAAUAUAGUGAACCAACUGAAAGCGAAGAAAUACGCGAAAUAGUAACAGUUACUGAAGAAAAAACUAAAACGGGUAAACCCAGGAAAGUUAUUAAGAAAAAAACUAUCCGUAAGAAGGGUCAAAAACAACAAGUAACUGCGGAAACAAUAACUCAGGAAGAAGGAAAAGCUCCAACAGUAACAGUAGAAACUCAACCGGAAGAAGAAAUAAUCUCAGAAGUAGUAACUAUGCCAAUGCCUGAAGAAAUCUCUCAAAUCAUUUCCGUCGUUGACGAAGUAACUCCUGAAGGUAAACCUCGGCGAGUCGUUAAGAAAAAGAGAAUUCGUAAGAAAGGUAAUAAGCAACAAAUUGUUGAGGAAAAGACGGUUGAAGAAGAAGGACAAACUCCUGUUACUGAAGUCACUGUUGAACCGGUAGAAGAAAUCGUUGUUGAUGAAAUUAUCGAAGCUCCUCGAACUGAAAAGUCUAAGAAACCGAAAUCAAAGAAAAAGCAUAUAGAAGAAGAGAUUCCAGAAGACAUCAAAACAUUAAAAGAUAAAUUAAAACCACUGAAAAUGAAGGUUGAAGUACAGGAUUCGAAGCCAACGAAACUAGAGAUUACUUCUCCGCAACCAUUAUUUGCAAAAUUGAAAUUAAGAAAAGCUCCGAUUCUCAAAUCGAAAGAUAAGAAAGAUAAGUUCCCGAAAAUACUUCUUCGCAGUAGAAUCAACUUCUUUGAAUAUCCUCCGUUGUUACAGCAUCCAAAAAUUACUUUGUUGAAGCCACAGUUUGUUCAAGCUGGUGUACUUUCACGAAACAUCGAGGAAGCUAUUAAACUUAAGAAGAAGAAGAUGAAGAAAUUCAAACCACAUGAUUACGAUCAGGAAGCACUCGAGAAAUUGGAUCUUGAGUUUGAUGAAUCAAAACAACCUCUUGAACAGCCAGAAAAAUUGGAGCCUUAUAAACGUAAACCUAAAUCUGAUAAGCCUGAAGAACAACCAUCAGACAAAUUGAAAAUAGGGAGAGGCAAGCUAAAGCCUGAGAAUGAAGAGGAAGAAAGUAUUACGCUGAAGAAAAUUCCAAAAAAAGAUGGCAAAGAGGAAGUUGAAAUGAAGCCUAAGCCUAAAGAUAAAAAGAGACCUAGCGAGAGUAAACAACCUACAGAAGAAACAGGAAGUCCAGAGGAUCUUGAAUUCAAGCCUUAUGAUAUUGAACCAUUUAAAGCUGAUUUAGAAAAGAGAGAACCACUUGAUAAGGAAGAAGUCCCUGGAACUUCUCCUCCAAAAGACGAUAAGAAAAAACCAAAACGUAAACCUAAAAAACCUGAUCAAGAGUCCGAAAAGAUUGACAUUGUCCCAGGCAAACCAAAGCCUGAAGAUGAAGAAGAUAUUCCUGACUUAAAAUUGAAGUAUAAACAAGGUCCUAAACCUGAAGACCAACCUGAAAAAAUUGCAUUAAAGCCUUGGAAAAAAUCGAAAACAUCAGAAGAUGAAAAGAAACCAGUUGACGACGGUUUGACAUUUACGCCGUAUGAUCAAAAACAUGAGGAAGUUCCUGAUGAAAUUGAAACAGUAACAACCCAGGAAAUUGUAGAUACUCAUUCGAAGAAGCCGAAGAAAAUUACUAAGAAACGUAUUACGAAGAAGAAAGGUAAUCAGCAACAGAUCACUGAGGUAACUACAGUUGAAGAAGAAGGAAAAAUACCCGUUUGUUCCAUUACUGAGUAUCCUGUUGAGGAAGUGAUAUUUGACGAAAUAACUCCUGUUGAAUCAGAAACGUUGGUACCUACAAUCCAUGACGAAGUUCGUGAACAAGUUACAGUUUUUGAGAUCACAACGGAAGAAGGUACGCCACAGAAAGUCACGAAAAAACGUACAGUGAAACGCCGUGGUAAGAAACAGCAGGUUGUUGAAGAGAAAAUAAUUGAAGAAGAAGGUAAACAACCAAUCACUUUACUCACGGAGACUCUUAAUGAGGAAGUUAUUGGUGAAGAUACUUAUCAAACUAUUGAUGCUGUUGAAGAACUAACACCAAUCGUGACUGAAGAAACAACUGAACAAGUUACGGUAACUGAAAUAACUUCUGCCGAAGGUAUUCCUCAAAAAGUAACUAAAAAGAAGACAACCAAGAAAAAGGGUACGAAGCAAAAUGUGAGAGAAGAAGUGACUAUUGAAGAAGUUGACAAGACCCCAAGGUUUAAAAUAACUGAAAAAAUAUUAGAAGAAGUAUCAAGUUUGCCUGAUGAAGAAAGAAUUGAACCUAAAGUUAUUGAAGAUGUAACUGAUGAUGUACAAGUCACGGAGACUGUAACAAAGAAAGGAAAGCCUAAGAAAUUCACAAAGAAAAAGACAGUAAAGAGAAGAGGAUCUGUAAAAGAAGUUAUUGAACAGAUUGUGGUAGAAGAACAAGGUAAAGCUCCAGUGACUUUAAUGAUCGGAGAACCUACUGAAGAAGCUGUUAGUGAUGAAGAAGCUGUUGAAUUUUUGACUACACUUGAAGGACCAGUUCCAGUUGAAGAGAUAUUGGAACAAGUCAUUGUCUCGGAAGAAAUAACAAAAAAAGGUAAACCAAAGACGACAGUUACGAAACGUAUUACUAAAAAAGCUGGAAAGAAACAACAGGUUAUUGAAACAAGGAUUAUUGAAGAGGAAGGCAAAAUGCCUGAGACGAACGUAAUAGAGGAACCUGUAGAAGAAAUUUUGGUUGAUGAAGUUACUCAAAUAUUACCAUCUACUGAAGAAGUAGUGCCUUCUGAAGUUGAAGAAGUAAAGGAACAAGUUAUUAUUAGUGAAGAGAUUACUGACGAGGGAGCACCGAAGAAGAUUAUUAAGAAAAGAAUAACCAAACGAAAGGGUAGAAAACAGAAAGUUAUUGAAGAAAUCACAACCAAAGAAGGUGAUCAAUCUCCUGUGGUAGAAACUAUUGAACAUCCAGAUGAAGAAGUUAUAUUUGAAGAGACAAUAAAACCAUUUGAAGAUGACAGAGAUGAGUAUGAAACGGAAAUAAUUCCAAUUACUGAAACAAAAGUAGUUGAAGAAAUAACUUCAUUCGGUAAACCAAAAAAGACAACCAAGAAACGGAAAGUUGUGAAAAAACCAGAUGACGAGGCAAAAAUUAUUGAAGAAACUACAAUCGAAGAAGAAGGAAAAGCUCCGAUUCAAACUAUCGAAGAAAUACCUAUAGAGGAAAUUGAAAAGGAAAAGCUGAAAAAACCGAAGAAACCAAAAAAACUAAAAACUAUGACGUCCGAGAAGGUUGCAGAUACAGAGACUUUGAACGAUGAAUUGAAGCCUCAGUUACUUAAACGCAUUGAUAAUAAAAAAUUACAGAAGCCAAAGAUUGAAGAACCUGAGAAACCACAGUUCGGCUUAAUAAAAUUAAAGAAAGCUCCUGUUGUUAAGAGAAAGGAUGGUAAAAAAGAUAAAUUUCCGAAAAUUCUGCUUCGUAGUCGAAUACAGUUUUUGGAAUGGCCACCGAGUGAGAGAACGCCAAAAAUCAGUUUCAUAGAACCAAAUGAAAUUAAAAAUGGAAUUCUAUCUCACAAUAUUGAAGAAGCUUUGAAGUUAAAAAAACCUAAACGGAAGAAAGAAAAAUCUCAAGAUGUUGAUGAAACGGUAUUGGAAAAACUUGAUACUGAAUUUGAAGAAUUAAAAAAAGUUCCUUUGGAAGUAGUUGAAGAUAAGUCGAGUUACCAACGAAAACCUAAAAAAGAGAAACCUGAAGCAGAAGAUGUCAAAAAAUUGAAGAUGGGUAAAGGAAAAAUACCUGAAGAAGAAGAAGAUCGCGAACACGUGAGUCUAAAAAAGAUUCCAAAGAAACUUGAUGAAAAGGCUGACGAAGAAAAACCAGAAAUUCCAAAAAAACAAAAGGAAGAUAAAAAAGAAGAUAUUCCCAAUGAUGAGGAUCAACCAGAUUUUCUUUCAUUUAAACCUCAUGAAGUCGAUCAUGAGAAGCCAGAGUUAGAGGAACGAGAAGUACCCGUUGAAAAAGAUAACGAAAAAUCGAUCCCAGAAGAAGAUAAAAAGAAAAAACCUAAAAGAAAAACAAAAAAACCUGUCCAAGAAGUAGAAAAACUUGAAAUUAAACCUGGUGUUCCUAAAGAAGAUCAACCUGAAGAGAGUCCAAACUUAAGUCUAAAACCGAAACAAGGACCUAAGCCUGAAGAAGAGCAGACAGAAAUAAAACUCAAGCCUUGGAAAAAACCGAAAGAUGAAGAAACAGAGAAAGAAAGACCAGACGAUGAAAUCGAAUUCUCUCCAACUGAUAUUGUUGAUACCAUUAUUACGGAAGAAAUAGAACAAGUUUCAGGCAAAAAACCAAAAAAGAUAACAAAGAAAAAAAUUAUUCGAACAAAGAAAGACAAAAAACCUGAAAUUACUGAAGAAGUCACAGUUGAAGAGGAAGGAGAAGCACCAGUGGUAACAGUUUCAUCUACUUCUAGUGAAGAAAAAAUUCCGGAAGAAACUACUACUGAGUUCAAAGUUACUGACCAGCAAGUUCAGCCGAUAGUUGUUGAAGAGACACGUGAAGAAGUAGAAGUGACUGAAGUUGUUUCAGAAGCAGGUAAACCAAAAAAAGUAACAAAGAAACGCAAAACAACUAAAAAAGGGGAUCAAGCAAAGGUUGUUGAAGAAGUAGUCGUUGACGAACAAGGUAAAAAACCUGAAAAAACAGUAAUCGAGUAUGAUCUUCCUGAAGAAAAAACUGAAGUAAAGAAAUUGCUUAAGAAAAAAUCACUGAAAACUGAUGAAGUACCGACUGAAGAAGUGAAAGAUGCAGAGAAACCAGUGCUGCAUAAAAUAAAAAGAGGAAGUCAGAAGCCUACGAAUCUGGAAAUAAAAGAACCUGAAGUUCCUUUGUUUGCUCAGGUCAAGUUAAAGAAAGCACAACCUGUUCGGAAACCUAAAGAAGAAGUUAAGAAAGAUAAAUUCCCAAAAAUUCUAUUGCGAAGCAGAAUUACAGAUCAUGAGUGGCCACCGGCUAUCAGAUAUCCAACAUUAUCGACUAUUGAACCCAAUUACGUUCAAUCUGGAAUUCUUUCCCGUAAUAUGGAAGAAGCUUUGAAAAUCAAAAAAAGUAAACGUAAAAUGCCUAAGCAGAGUGAUAAGGAGUUGGUAGACUUAGAAAAACUCGAUAAAGAAUUCGAAGAGAUCAAAAAAGUUCCGUUGGAAAAAGUCGAAGACACAGUGCCAUAUACGAGGAAACCAAAGCCUGAGAAACGGAAACCUGAAGAGCCUGAAAAAUUGACGGUCGGUAAAGGAAAAGUAAAGCCGAAAGAAGAAGAAGAACCAGAAAAAGUUCAGUUAAAAAAGAUACCGGAAAAAAAACCGACAGAACAAAAAGAUGACAAACCUGAAAAGAAAAAGAAAUCUCCUGAGGAUAAAGUAAAACAACCGAAAGAUGAAAAAACGUAUUCUGAGCUUUCACCUUUUGAGCCUUAUGACAUUCCUGACAGUACUGUUGAGCUUGAAGAAUUGGAAAAACCAGAACUUGAAGAUGGAGACAAACCAGACGAUGGCAAAUCUGAGAAAAAACCAAGAAAACAGAAAAAAUCGAAACCAACACCAGAAAUCGAAUCUAUUCCAAUAGUUCCUGGCGUUCCCAAGCCUCAACCAGAAGAGGAUCAUCCUGAUGUCAAAUUUAGAAUUCCUGAAAAACCGAAACCUGACGAGAAGCCAGAAGAAAUUAAGCUUAAACCCUGGAAAAAACCUGAUGGUAAACCUGAAGAAGAAAAAGAUCAAGAUGACACAAUUAAAUUUGUCCCGCGUGACACUGAAGUGAUUCAAACGGUCGUUACCGAAGAAAUAGAUAAAGUUCCAGGUAAAAAACCAAAGAAGAUUACAAAGAAAAGAAUCACUAAAAAGCGUGGCAAUGAAAAGCCCGUCGUAACUGAAGAAGUCACUUUCGAAGAAGAAGAUGAGCUCCCGGUGACAACCAUUACCUUCGAGGAUAUUCCUGAAGACCAGCUUGAAGAUCUCCAACUCAAGAUACUCGACAAACCGGAAACACCGACACCUAAAAUUGUCGAAGAAAUUCGUGAAGAAGUGACAGUUACCACUGUCCAAACUGAAGAAGGUAAACCUAAGAAAAUUCGGCGUAAAAAAAUUACUAAAAAAGUUGGUGACGAAGAGAAAGUUACUGAAGUAGUAACUGUAGAAGAGGAUGGUAAAAAGCCGGUAACAACUAUCACUGAAACAUUUGAAGACACGACACAAGUACACACAAAACCUAAACACAAACAGCCCACAAAACCAAACGAUGUCAAGUCGAGUCCAGAAGGUAUCACCGAGGAGUCUAUCAUAGAGGAUCUUAUCGAGGAAGUAGAAGAUAAGGAAAAGAAGACUAAAAUGAUAAAGAAAAAACCGAAGACAUCAGAGACCGAGGUGACUGAAGAGACGGUUGAGGAUAUUUCAGUCGACAAACCAAAGAGAGUUAAGGCUAAACCUGUUGAGGACGAAGAGGAAGAAGUUAAAAUCACCGAGGUCGACGUAAAGAAAGCACCGAAAGAAAAAAGACGUAAAUCUAAAGAAGUUACUGUUGAGGAGGAAAUCAUUGAAAUAGUUGAGACACCAACACAAAUAGUUACCAAGAAGAAAAAGCCAACUAAAAAAGGUAAAUCGGAAGAAAUAGUCACUGAAGUUGUUGAAAAAGCUAAAGAAGAGUCGGUUUUCAUGGAAGAACAGCAGAUUGUUGAAAUUACUGAAACGCCGGAAAAGAAAAUUAUCAAGAGGAAAACUUCUGUUAUUCGAGAUGAUGGAGUUCCUGAAGAAGUUAUUGAGGAAAUAGUUAUACCCAAACCUAAGAAAGAAAAGGCUACGCCGAUUGUUGAACAACUUGAUACUGCUAAAAUGACCGGAGUUGAAGUGAGACAAGGGCCGGAAGAAAUUGUUGAUGAAGAAAUUAUAGAAACUGUUGAAACACCUACUCAAAGAACUGUCAAGAGGAAAAAGAAAGCGACUAAAGAACAGGCUGAAGAAGUCGUGGAAAAAGUAAUCGCUAAAUCAGUUGAAGAGCAGAAAAUUAUGGAAGAACAGCAGAUUGUUGAGAUCACCGAGACACCGACUAAAACAGUAAUCAGAAGAAAAUCAAUUGUUAUACGUGAUGACCAAGUUCCUGAAGAAGUUAUCGAGGAAAUAGUUCUUAGAAAACCGCAAUUAGAAAAGGCUCAACCUCUUGUUGAAGAAUUAGAUACAGCUCAAGUAACAAAACCUAAAGUUCUGAAGCUUCCUGUUAAGAAAGAAAUUGAUCAAACCACAAAAGAGACAACUGAAGAAAUAAUAUUGAAGAAACCGGCGAAAGAAAAAGCUAAACCCGUAGUCGAAGAAUUGGAAACAGUCAAAAUAAGUGAAGUUGAAGUAUUAGAAAUUGUGGAAACACCAAAGACGCGAGUUACAAAGAAACGAAAACCAGCCAAGGAAGAUAAACCUGAGGAACUUAUCGAAGAGACUGUUCACAAACUGGAUGAAGAAGCAACUCUUAUGGAAGAUCAAAAAAUUGUGGAAGUCAAAGAAACACCAACUAAGACAAUAAUUAGACGUAAAUCUAUAACUAUUAAAGAUGGAGUUCCUGAGGAAACUAUUGAAGAGAUUGUAUUACAUAAACCUAAGAAAGAACGGGCUCAUUCGAUUGUCGACGAACUUGGCACUGUAACUAUUAGAGAAGUCGACAUUCAUGAGGGUCCAGUUGAAGAAACCGUCAUUGAGACCGUCGAAACUCCAUCAAAGGUAAUUGUCACGAAAAAGAGGAAGUCUAUCAAAGAAGAUAAGCCAGAGGAAAUUGUUCAAGAAGUUGUUGUCAAAACGAAGAAAGAAAAGAAAGUCAUGGAAGAUCAAAAGAUUGUCGAAAUCACUGAAACUCCCGAAAAGAAAAUUAUUAAGCGAAAAACAUCAAUUGUGCGAGAUGAUGGUGUCCCUGAAGAAAAAAUUGAAGAAAUAGUUAUUCACAAACCAACUAAAGAAACGGCUGUUCUCAUUGUUGAAGAACUUGAGAUGGCAAGAAUCAUGGAAACUGAAGUUCUUCAGGGCCCAGUGGAAGAAGAAGUGACUGUUAUUGUUGAGACUCCGACUAAGAGAAUUGUUAAGACUAAACAACCAGCAAAGAAAGAUAAGCCAGUAAAAGUUUUUGAAGAAAUAACUAUGAAACCAGUAGAAGAAAUUACUUUCAUGGAGGAGCAGCAGAUUAUCGAAAUCACAGAAACCCCAACCAAAAAAAUAAUCAAGAGAAAGAUUCCAGUAGUUAAAGAAGACCAUACUUUAGAAGAAAUAAUCGAGGAAAUUGUUGUGUUGAAACCAACGGAAGUAAAAGCAAGAGCUAUUAUUGACGAACUUGGGUCUGCGAUAAUUACUGAAGCUGAAGUGAUCGAAGUAGUUGAAACUCCACAAACAAGAACAUUCAAGAGAAGAAAGUCAUCUGUUAAAGACAAAACUGAGAAAGUUGUUGAAGAAGUGAUGAUAAAACCUACUGAAGAAACAACAUUUAUGGAAGAACAACAAAUCGUAGAAAUAACUGAAACUCCAGAAAAGACUAUCAUCAAGCGAAAGGUUGCUGUGACAAAAGAUGAUCAAACACCUGAAGAAACGAUCGAAGAAAUUGUACUUCUGAAACCGAAGAAAGAAAAAGCUAAAACCGUAAUCGAAGAACUUGAAACGGCUCAGGUGAGUGAAGUUGAGAUACUAGAAAUUGUUGAAACACCGAAAACUAGAGUGACAAAGGUAAAGAAGCCAGCUAAAGAAGACAAACCCGAAGAAGUCGUAGAAGAGAUUGUUCAUAAGCUGGAAGAAGAAGCAACUUUGAUGGAAGAUCAGCAGAUCGUUGAAGUUAAAGAGACUCCAACAAAAACUAUUAUUAGACGUAAAUCUAUAACAAUCAAAGAUGGAGUUCCGGAAGAAACCAUUGAGGAUAUCGUCUUGCAUAAGCCGAAGAAAGAACGUGCUCAUUCGAUCGUUGAUGAACUUGGGACCGUUACUAUUUCAAUCACAGAUGUUCAUGAAGGUCCUGUGGAGGAAACGGUAAUUGAGACUGUCGAGACACCAGAGAAAAUUAUUGUGAAGAAAAGAAGAAAGUCUAUCAAAGAAGACAAGCCUGAAGAAGUUGUCGAAGAAGUAACGAUAAAACCAGUGGAAGAGAAAAAGAUUAUGGAAGAACAAAAGAUUGUAGAAGUAGUAGAAACGGCUAAGAAGAAGGUUAUUAAAAAAAUGAAAGCAGUUGUAAAUGAAGAUGGCACUCCGGAAGAAGUAAUUGAAGAAAUUGUUAUUCAUAAACCCCAAAAAGUAAAAGCAACCAGAGACAUUGUGCCUAUUGAAAGUGUUGAAGUUAGUCAAAUUAUCGUUCAAGAAGUUCCUGAAGAAUUCGAAAAAGGAAAGAAACCACAGGAUGAUAAAGCGGCUUCAGUUGAAGAUAAACCUGAAGAAGUCAAAGUUAGCAAAGUUACAGUCAAAAAAGCUCCAAAGAAACCAGAAGAAUCUAAAACGGAAGAGGUCGAGAAAAUUGAAGAACAAGUAGAAGAAGUCAAGCCAGAAAAACCUAAAAAGAAAAAGGCAGAAAAAGUUAUCACGCCCAAGGAAGGCAUUGAAACAACUGAAGUUGUUACUGGUGUCACAACUGAAGAAAUACCUGAAGAAGAAAAACCUAAAGAAGAAGCAGCUGCUGAAAUAACUCCUGAGGAGGCAGAAAAGCCAAAGAUUACGGAAGUACCUGUUAGUAAAGCUAAAGAAAAACCAAAAGAGGCUAUAGUCGAAGAGGUUACAGAACAAGUUGAGGAAGUUAAGCCAGAAAAACCGAAAAAGAAAAAGAAAACUGAGAAAACAGUUACUUUCAAUGAAAAUCUUGUCACAACUGAAAUUAUUCCCUCGCGAAGAGCUGAAGAAUUUCCUGAGGAAAAACCUGAAGAAAAGCAAGCAAUACCGGUUACAGAAGAGAAAGAAAAAGUUGAUGUGGCUGAAGUUACUGUGAAGAAGGUUCCAAAGAAAAAGAAACCGAUCGAAGACAAACCCGAAGAAAAACCAGUAGAAAAGGUAGAUGAAGUUUCAAAAGCUCCGGAAGAAAAAGUAAAUGGCCAUGUGCCUGAAGAAGUAGUGGCUGAAGAGAAACCAGAAGAGAUAACUACGGAAGAAAUUAAAGAAAAGAAAGUAAAGAAGACUAAGAAAAAGAAACCAGCGAAAAAAGCAGAUUGGGAAGAGUGGGUUGAGCCUGAAUAUGAACGUCCUGUUUUGGAACCGAUGCCGGAAAAAAUUGAAUGGGAGCCUACAAAGAAAAAAGAACAAAAGGUAGUUCCGCAGAAAAUUGAAAAACUUGUUCCACAAAAAAUUGAAAAAGUUACGGCUCAUAAAGCAACAAAAUUACAAUUUACGGAUUCUAAGGAAGAAGUUCAGUUUGCAACGAUUAAAUUAAAGAAAGCACAAACAAUUACGAAAAAAGAAGCACCAAAAGUUGAAUUGCCAAAGUUUAUGUUAAAAAGUCGUAUUGUAUUCCAUGGAGAAUACCCUCCAGAAAUACAAUACCCCUCAAUCACCGAAAUUGAACCAAAUCCUGUGCAAUCUGGAAUUCUUUCACGAAACAUCGAAGAAGGGUUGAAAGUCAUUAAGAAGAAGAUGAAAAAGAUCAAAUUACCGGAAAAAGAAUUAGUCGAGCUAGAAAAAUUAGAUAAAGAAUUUGAAGAGCUGAAAAAAGUUCCACUUGAAAAAAUUGAAGACAAGUCUAUUUAUGAGAGACCACCGAAAAAACCUAAGGAAGAAGAAGAACAACCUAAGCCUUUAGUUAUUGGCAAAGGUAAAGUUCCAGAAAAACCAGAGGAAGUUCCAGAAGAUAUUAAAUUGAAAAAAAUACCUGAAAAGAAGCCGGAAGAAGUUGAAGAGAAACCGAAAAAACCUAAUAAAGUAGAACCGGAAGAAAAACCUAAGGAAAAGAAAGAGCGGAAACCAUCAAUUAAAUUGGAGCAUGAAGACUUUAAACCAACAGAUUUUGAAAGGCCUGAGUUAGAGAAAUAUGUUCCGGAGGAGGAAGAACGGCCAGAAAAACCAGUGCCUGAAGUUGAAGUGAAACCACCACCUAAAAAGCCCAAAAAGAAACCAGAUCAAGAAAUUGAACAAGUACCUAUCGUUCCUGGUAUACCAAAACCACCUGAACCCGAAGAACAACCUGAGGUCAAGUUCCGUAUUCCUGAACGUCCGAAACCAGAAGAAGAACCAGAAAAAAUUACUCUCAAAGGCUGGAAAAAGGGUGAGCCUGAAGAAGAAGGUGUUGAAAAGUUCCCUGAACUAGAAAUUAAACCAGUACCAAGUGUACCGAAAGAAGAAGAAGAACAAGAACAAGAAAAAGUACCUGAGAAGGAAAAACCUAAAAAGAAGAAAAAGAAGCCAGUAAAAAAAGAAAAAGAAGCAUGGGAAGAAUGGGUUGAACCUGAAUAUGAGCGUCCUGUUUUGGAACCGAUGCCUGAGAAAAUUGAUUGGACACCAACUAAAAAGAAGAAGGAAGAAAUUUCAGAAGAAGUACCUAAGAAACCUGAAGAGACUAAGGUUCCUGAAGAUAACGAAGAAGAAGAAGUUACGGUAAAGAAACCCAGUCCUACGAAAGAGGAAGAAGCCCCGGAGGAAACUUUGGUUAUUAAGAAGAAGCCUAAGAAAGAACCUGAAGAGGCUCCAGCUGAAAUCACAAUCACAAAACCUAAAGAAGAAGAAAAGGUCGAAGUUGUAGAAGAGAUCACUGAAGAAGUUGUGAUUAAAAAAAAACCAAAGAAAAAGCCGUCUGUUGAAGAGGUUCCCGAAGACAUUGUUAUCAAAAAACCCCUUCCGGAAGAAAAACCGGUAGAAGAAGUUAGUGAGGAAGUAAUUAUUCCAAAGAAACCAGAAGAAACGCCGGAAGAAGCAACAGCUGAAAUUGUCAUUGAAAAACCAAUGCCCAAAGAAGUUGAAAAAGUAGUAGAAGAAGUCACAGAAGAGGUUACUAUCAAAAAGAAAAAGAAGAAGAAGCCAGCUAAAAAAGCAGAUUGGGAGGAAUGGGUUGAGCCUGAAUAUGAACGACCGGUAUUAGAGCCAAUGCCAGAGAAAAUUGACUGGGAGCCAUCAAAGAAAAGAAAAGAAAGUGUGCCAAUGCAUUUAGAAAAACCGUCAGUUGCUGAAGAAUCAGUUAUAGAAGAAGUUACAGAGGAAAAAGUUACUUUCAAAAGAAAACCUAAGAAAGAACCUGAAGAACCUACUGAUGAAGUCCUUCUGAAAAAACCUCAGAAAAAAGAAAAAGUUGUUGAAGAAGUUACAGAAGAAGUGACACUCAUUAAAAAACCAGUUGAAAAACAAGUUACUGAAGAAGUCGCUGAAGAGGUUGUUAUUAAAAAACCUGUUCCGGAAGAAAUUGAAAAAGUGGUAGAAGAAGUUACCGAAGAUGUGACAAUAACUAAAAAGUUGAAACCAAAACCGAAACUAAAAACAGAAGAAGUUUCAGAGGAGAUUGUUAUUAAAAAACCGGUUCCUGAAGAAGUAGAAAAGAUCGUAGAAGAAGUAACAGACGAAGUAACACUCAAAAAGAAACCAAAGAAAAAGCCAACCGUUGAAGAAGCUCCUGCAGAAAUCACGAUUAAAAAACCCGUACACAAAGAAGAAGAAAAACCAGUGGAAGAAGUCAGUGAGGAAAUUACUAUUCCAAAGAAACCAAAAGAAAAAUUGGAAGAAGGAGCUGACGAAAUAACUAUCAAAAAACCUGUUCCCGAAGAAGUUGAGAAAGUUGUAGAAGAAGUUACAGAGGAGGUUACUAUCAAAAAGAAAAAGAAGAAGAAGCCAACUAAGAAAGCAGAUUGGGAGGAAUGGGUUGAGCCUGAAUAUGAACGACCAGUGUUGGAACCAAUGCCAGAGAAAAUUGACUGGGAACCAUCAAAGAAAAGAAAAGAAAGUGUGCCAAUGCAUUUAGAAAAACCGUCAGUUGCUGAAGAAUCAGUUACAGAAGAAGUUACAGAGGAACAAGUCACUUUCAAAAGAAAACCUAAAAAAGAACCUGAAGAAGCAACUGAUGAAACAGUUGUUAUAAAACCACAAAAGAAAGAAAAAAUCGAUAUUACUGAAGAAGUGACGGAAGAAGUAACAUUGAAAAAGAUACCAAAGAAGCAACCAACUGUCGAAGAAGCUGCUGAUGAAGUGGUAAUAAAGAAACCUAUUGUUGAAGUUACAAAAGAAGUCGAAGAAGUCACUGAAGAAGUCACUUUGAAGAAGAAGCCCAAGAAAAAGCCAGUGACUGAAGAAUCUGCAGACGAAGUCACUAUCAAGAAACCGGUUGUUGAGAAGCCAGAAGAACAACCAGAAGAGGUUACUGAAGAAGUGACAUUGAAAAAGAAACCCAAGAAAAAGCCAGUAGCUGAAGAAGCUGCCGAUGAAGUGACGAUCAAAAAACCUGUUAUUCAAAAACCAGAAGAAUCCGAUGAGGUUACUGAAGAAGUUACUUUGAAGAAGAAACCAAAGAAAAAGCCAGUAGCUGAAGAAGCUGCCGAUGAAGUCACCAUCAAAAAACCGGUUAUUGAGAAGCCGGAAGAACAACCGGAAGAGGUUACUGAAGAAGUCACUUUGAAGAAGAAGCCAAAGAAGAAACCAGUAACUGAAGAAGCUGCUGAUGAAGUUACUAUUAAGAAGCCUAUUGUUAAAAAACCUGAGGAACAACCGGAAGAAGUUACUGAAGAAAUCACCCUCAAGAAAAAACCAAAGAAGAAGCCAGUAACUGAAGAAGCUGCUGAUGAAGUUACAAUUAAAAAACCAGUAGUACAGCCUGAAGAACAAUCAGAAGAUGUUACUGAAGAAGUCACUCUAAAGAAAAAACCGAAAAAGAAAGAAACAGUUGUUGAAGAUGUUGAAGAUACUGAGGUCACAAUAACGAAAAAACCAAAAGCUAAAGCACAAGUUACAGACACAGAAGAAGUGUCGACAGAAAUAAAAUUGAAGAAAAAAAUUGUGAAAGAAACUGUCGACGAAGCUGCUGACGAACUAGUCAUCAAGAAAACCGAAGAGGUCAUUGAAGAAGGUCCCGAAGAAGUAGUUGAAGAAUUAGUGGAAGAAUUCACAAUCAAACGUAAACCACCGAAGAAAGCUCCUAAAUUGAUAGAGGAAAUAUGCGAAGAUGUUACACUUCGUAAGCUACGGCCAAAGAAAAAGCGUCCAGACAUAAAAGAAGUCACUGAAACAGAAAACGUAACCUUCAGACCGCGAUCUACAAAAACCAAAGAAGACGUUGAACAAGAAUUCAAAAUUUCCCUCAACACUUACGAGGAAGAAGAUAUUUCAAUGUCCGGUAAAGUUCGUCUCAAGCCUAAGAAACGUGCUCCAACGUACCACGAAGAAGGGGGAGAAGAAACAAUUCGUAUUAUUCAAGGUCCUGAAGACGAUGGUCAACCAAUCGUUGAAGAAAUAAUUUAUGACUCUGAAGAAGAAUACAGUAUUAGCGAAUUGGAAACAGAUCAAUACAAUCUACCCCUUAAAAAGAAAAAGAAACCUCGUCCAUAUUCUGUCGAGCAAAUAGACGAAGAUGACGUCAGAGUAAAAUUGAAGAAAGAAAGAAAGUAUUCCGUUGAGGAAACCGAUGAAUCAUUAGCACUAAAAUUGAAGUCGAAGCGACGUACAUCGACAUAUGAAGAAGAAGAAGCUAGUCUCAGUAUCACUCGAGAAGGUGACAUCUAUGAAGAAGGUGAAGAAGAUUACAGUGUCCAUGAUGGCGCUACCAUGUUUUCCAUUUGCUCUUAUGUAGCCGAAACUGAUGAAGCCAUUAACCUGGUUGAAGGAGAAAGAGUUUACGUUAUUGAGCAUACUAAUGCUGACUGGUGGUUUGUCAAGAAACAUUUAGCACAAGAAAAAGGAUGGGUACCAGCUCAAUAUCUUCUUGAUGAAGAGCAUUACACUAUCUAUUUGCAGAAGAAACUUCAUGAGAAGAUUGACAAACUUCCUGUCUUCGAAAAACCUGGACCGGGUGAAGAGUCAUCAGCGCCACGUUUCAUUAAGAAAUUACAACCAAUCCAUACACCAGAUGGCUACACAGUCCAAUUUGAGUGUCAAGUAGAAGGUCUGCCAAGACCGCAGAUUACUUGGUUCAGACAAACAGCUAUAAUAAAACCAUCCCCAGAUUUUCAAAUUUACUAUGACGAAGACAACGUGGCAACUCUUAUCAUCAGGGAAGUCUUCCCAGAAGACGCUGGAAUGUUUACAUGCGUAGCUAAAAAUGCCGCUGGUUUUGCAUCGAGUACAACAGAACUAACCGUCGAAGCUCCACUUUCUGAUCACGGCUCUGACAUGACAGGACACUCACGCAAGAGUUUAUCUCGCGAGUCUUCGCUCGCGGACAUUCUUGAAGGAAUCCCACCAACAUUCUCACGCAAACCUAAAGCUAAAUGCGUCGACGAGAAAACUGAUGUCAUACUGGAAUGUCGGUUGGUGGCAGUACCCGAACCCGAGAUCACUUGGUAUUACGAGGACACCAAGAUAACCAGCAAAGAGAACGUCGUAGUUGCUACUGAGAGUGAUAUGCACAUGUACUGUAGCGUUAUGAAAAUAAAAAAGGUAACAAAGAAGCAGGAAGGACGGUAUAAAGUCGUCGCAAAGAAUCGAGAAGGUGAAGCAUCCAUUGAGAUUCCCCUGAAGGUAAAGACUGGCGCCCAAGAACCACCAGAAAUUUUGGAACCUUUAAAACCAUUCGUCAUUCGUGAAGGAGAAACGGUAGUUCUGUCCACGCAGAUCGUUGGUACACCAACUCCAAAGAUCACAUGGUUGAAGGACGGUAAGCCCCUGAAAGGAUUGACUCCAACCAAAGACGGUGACGUCAACACCUUGACAAUUAUACAGCCAAAACUUUCCGAUAAAGGAGAAUACUCUUGCGUCGCUACCAAUGAUCUUGGUACUGCGGAAACCAAAGCUACACUUACUGUCGAAGAAACACCCAGUGGUGCACCAGAACCACCACUCUUCACACAACGAUUCGAAGAGCUCACGGUCCCUGAGAAGGGUACAUUCAAACUAGUGGCUAAAGUCACAGGCAAUCCUGUACCAGAAGUUAAAUGGCUUAGAAACAAUAAGCCAUUAGGAAAAUCUCCCAACAUAAAAGAAACUUACGACGGUGAGAACAUCAUCUUGGAGAUUAAGAAUGCAGACUCUGAAGUUGAUUCUGGAGAUUACAAAUGCACUGCAAGCAACCCCGUUGGAAAGGCAUCACACGGUGCUAAAGUAACUGUGGAUGUUCCUAGAGUAACGUUUACCAAAAAACUUCCGAAAAAAUUAUCUGUUGACGAGUACAGAAUACUUGAACUUACUUGUGAGACAUCACACACAAUGUCCACGACUUGGUGGCAUAAUGACAAAGAAAUCAGUGGUAUGGAUCACCGUGAAGUCAUCGAAGAAGGCCGUAUUCACAAGCUGGUUAUCAAGAAGACCAGUAUCACUGACGAAGGCACUUACAAGUGUACCGUAAAAAACCAGAGCACUUCUUGCAAUGUCGAAGUCAAACCCACAAAACCGGAAUUCGUGAAGAAACUUCAAGAUUUCGAGGUAAUUGAAAAAGAAGUCGCGAUUCUUGAAGUUGAAGUUACAUCGCAGACUGCCGAUGUUAUUUGGAAGAAAGAUGGCGAACCUUUGAAACCUCGUGAUGAAAAGAUUGAGUUUGUUAAAGAUGGCUCAGUUAGAAAAUUACUUAUAAGAAGUACUUCUGUGCAUGAUGAAGGAGAGUAUAGCUGUACUCUUUUGGACGAAGAAUGCACUGCUGAAGUUACUGUUGUUGAACUACCACCUGAGAUAAUAACGAAGAUGAAGGAUGUACGAAUAGCACGAGGUGACAAAGCCAAGUUUAAUAUCGAGUUGACUAAAGGUGACGCUCUAGUACGUUGGUUCAAAGACGGACAAGAGCUUCAGUUCUCUGAACACAUUAGCUUGUCAAUUGACGGCAAGCGUCAAAAGUUAAAGAUCUACGAAGCAACUCCUGAAGAUGCUGGAGUUUAUUCAUGUCAAGUCGGAGAACAGACAUCGGCAGCAAGACUUAUCGUGGAGGAACCAGAGAUUGAUUUUAUUCGCAGACUACCAGAUGUAACUCUUGUUCCGCUGGAUGAGGACGCGCUCUUUACUAUCGAAUUAUCUAAGCCUGAUGUCCCUGUUCAGUGGUUUAAAAAGGGCGUACCUAUUGAAGACUCAAAGAAGUACACGAUAAUCGACGAAGGAACAGUCAAAAAGUUGAUCGUCAGUGAUUGUAGUGUAGAUGACGCUGUGGAGUAUAGUGCGGUCGUUUUGAACACUAAAACAUCAUCGAGAUUAAAGGUAGAAGUUGUUGAAGCUCCGCCGAAGAUCUCAAUUGAAUCACCGAAGAAAUACAGGGUGAAGAAAGGACACGACGUUGAUAUGACUGUAAGAUUUUCUGCUGCCCCUAAACCUACUGAUGAGUGGACCGUUGACGGCCGGGUCAUCGUUAAGUCCAAGAGGGUUAUCAAGACCUGUGAUGAAGAAUCUGCCACUCUGACUAUCAAGAAAGUUGAAGAAAAAGAUGUAGGUAAUUACACACUGAAGUUGGUUAACACACACGGUGAAGCAAGUACAGAAAUAAGACUUGUCAUUGGACGAGAACCUGGCAAACCUGAAGGACCUAUGAUUGUUAAGAACAUCAGACAUGACAGCGUGACCAUCGAGUGGAAACCUCCAAAAGAUGACGGUGGUUAUGACAUCACGGAAUACAUAAUUGAAAAGUGUGAAAAGAGUAGGAAAACUUGGACGAGAAUAACCGAAGUAACGGAAGAAACUUUGAGUUAUGAGAUUGAAAAUCUUAAGCAGGAUAUUGAGUAUAUAUUCAGAGUGAUUGCUAGAAAUGAAGUCGGACCAUCAGAACCUUUGGAAUCAGAACCUGUAACUGUUAAAUCAACAUUCGACAAACCUGGAGCACCUCAAGGGCCGCUUGAAGUAUCAGGAAUGACCAAAACAUCAUUCACUAUCAAGUGGCAGCCACCAGAAAAUGACGGGGGCAGUCCUAUCAUUGAGUACCAUGUCGAAAUUAAGGAAGCUACCAAGAAAAGUUGGACUAAAGUCGGCACCACCAAAGAAGACACCACUUACAUCAGUGUGUCAGACUUAAAGACAGAUGUAGCUUAUGAAUUUAGGAUAACAGCCACUAAUGCAAUUGGUACCGGUCCUCCGUACUUGUCAGAGGAACCCAUCAUACCAGGAAAACGAAUCACACCACCAUCAUGUCCACUCAAUUUCCAUGUCGAAAAUAUAACCAGUAAAAGUGUCACUCUCAAUUGGUCGCCACCAGCAAGUACUGGAGGCUCAGAACUGACUGGAUAUGUUAUUGAAAAGAGGCCAUUGAUUGGUAAAGGAUCUAAAUGGAUAAAAGUAGUAACAUUGGACGCAACAACCCAUCAGUACUGCGUUGAAAAUCUCAAAGAAAGCGAAUUCCUGUUCAGGAUAUUUGCUGAAAAUAGUAUAGGGCUUAGUACACCAGCUAUUUCUGAGCCUGUCACACUUAAGACUCAUGCGAACGUUCCAUCACCACCGACUGCGCCACUAGAAAUUCGUCAAAUCGCGGCAAAUACUGUAGUAAUAGAAUGGGGACGACCUGAAUCUGAUGGCGGCUCACCAUUAGAAGGCUACAAAAUUGCUAUAAGAGAUACAAAGAAAACCAUGUGGAUAGAAGUGGGCCGUGUCAAUGCAGACAUUCAAAAAUUGAACGUACGUGAUCUACAAGAAGGCCAUGAAUAUCUAAUGAGAAUUUACGCGAGAAAUGAAGUAGGAUUCAGUGAACCACUUGAGUCUGAUGAACCAGUUAAAAUAGUUCCUGCUUCCGAAUUAGCGGUAAUAGAACCAAUCGCCGAGGCAACAGAACGAGGGGAAACAGCCUCAGUAAGUUAUAGCACCGAAAAUACAAGCUCUUGGCUGAGAGAUCACAAUAUGGAUGCAGACAUAAGUUCGUAUGCACGCGCCCGGCUUCUUAGAAAAGAUGAAUAUUUCUUCCGAAUAUGGCACUAUGCCAAAAAACUUUUUAAAUAAGCAUUUUUUAAACUUCUGAUGUAUCGUUUUUAAUUUAUCGUCGGCCUAAAGAAUUUCAACAGCGGAGCUGAUACUAAAAUUAUUUUAGUUUAUAAAUGCAAAUUGAUAAGCUAUCGAUUAUUGGUAACUUAUUGUUUAGUUACAAUGUAUAUAAAGUAUAAAGAAAGUUACGAUAAAUGUAAUAAUAAUAAUUAAAGGACGAGUGUAAAAUCUAGUCAAACAGUUUGAAUAUUUGUUAAUAUGUCGAUGAUGAUAAUACUUCUAUGGACAAUUAACGUACACGAUAAGAUCCUCUUUAUUUAUGAAAUUUAAAUUUAUCGCUCAUUUAUUAUUUAUGUAUUAAAGCUCAUUAAUUAUUAUUGAUAUUAUUUCUUCCUUCAUCAUUUAACGUUAUCACAUUUUUUGUAAUUUGUUCAUAGCCGAAGAAUAAUAAAAUAUCUUCAUGGCAUUGUCGAAUAAUGUGAUAAUCUAUAAUACUUGACGUGCCAUUAAGGCAAUUAUAUUAAUGUUACUAUUAUGAUUUUGAAUAUUUUUCUGGAAAAAAAAUUUCACAGUCGAACUCCAUUAACUCGGAAAUUUAGACUAUGGAGGGGCGGAAAUUUCUUGGAAUUUCUGAGUUAACGGACGCUCCUUCUCCCUUAAAAAGUAAACUUUGACGCAUGAGCUCUUACAUCACAUGAAUGAUGCAUGUAUAAAUAUACAAACAAUUACAAAUGAGGGUCAAGAUUCAGGGAAAGUUCCGAGAUAAUGUAAUUCGACUGUAUGUGGAAAUAAUAUAAAUAUUCCUAUUGAAUGAAAGAAGAAAACGGCAACGUACGUCGAAAUACUAUCAUCACCUGAGUUUGAGAGAAUUAAUUUUAAGUAUUUAUUGUUAAUGUAUUUAAUUAUUACUAUCGUUAUUGUUAUUAUUAUGGAAAAUUAUUAUAAAUUAAUGGAAUAAUGUAAACUACUGUACAACGGCAAUAAGUCAAAUGACAUUUAUAAGUGUAACUCAAGAAUUUAAAGUUAUGAACAAUGAAUGAAAUAAGUAAUAAAAAAGGUGAUCGGUGAUUAUGCCACGUGAUGUUAGUACCCCGAGACGUAAAUAUAGGUGCGAAAUACCAUCAUUGCAUUCACCAACGUCACGUCGCAUGCUCCGAGUCUUUUUUAUGAGAUUUGUGAAUAAUAAACGAUUGUAAAGACA